Messenger RNA from Pelobates cultripes (western spadefoot toad), 55949 nucleotides. NCBI's taxonomy places the organism in Eukaryota, Metazoa, Chordata, Amphibia, Anura, Pelobatidae. The record is from the annotation of a GenBank genome assembly.
CCUAUUUUGGAUAUUCAGAGGAAAGUACAGAAAUAAAGAAUGCAGGUAAGUGGGUACAUGAACAGAAGAGAAUGCUGAAAAUAACAGGUUUCAAACUUUGUUCUUCAGGCAGUUAGGCAGCACAGGCUGAAAUGUGAUCUAGAAUUGUAUAAGCUAGGCCAGGUCAAUGGCACAUAUACAACUUCAGGGUUCUGUUUCUUGACAUAAUUUAUUUUCAAAUAUUAUUGAUUAAAUCUUUGAAACAAAAAUUGUGGGGUGGUAGGGGGGGGAGGCUAAGCAACAGGCCUAUGCAUUGCGUUUGUUGCUUGCUUGGGUUGCGUGUUUUAACAUUGAUUUUUUUAAAAUUCUUUUUGUGUGUUACAUUUCAGUGCUGCACCCAAAAGCUGAACUUAGCUGCUUUUUAACUGUUAUUUUGAAAUGAAUAGGUUAGGUACGUCACAUAUACAUAAUGAGAGUUUAUAGCUCAGAUAACUGAUGAUUUCAACAGUCUGUGUUCUAAUUAAUUUUCUGUUGAUGUUGGUUCAACCGAGCGAGCUUAGUGCAUAGCAGAACAAUCAUAAACAGAAAGCCAGGUAUCUCUAGCCAUUUUUACAGUGCAUUCAGGGCUGCCAUCACCUGGUGACCUUCCAGAAAUAAAAGGAAUUAAAUGCCUCUGAAACACAGAAAACUUGUUGUAAAAAUGUUUGACUAAGAGUAGCACAUUGAUUGGGCUACUGUAUUUUAAAAUUAAAUUUGCAAUAAAUUCCUUUACAAUUCAAAAAUGAACUAGGCAGGAAUGUCCCCUGUCUCCUCUCCUGUUUGCCCUCACUUUGGAACCUUUUCUGGCGGUCAGACAGGAAGGAAAUGUAACAGGGUUCAACUGAACACAAAUUAGUGCUAUACACAAUUUUUUCUAUUGUCAAACCACUGUUCUCCUUACCAAACUUGUUGGCACCAUGAUAUGGACAAAUCUGAAGCUAUGGGAAUUUCACUCUCGAAAUGACUGACCAAACAACUUGGGCCCCAGUUUUUCCCUUUUGCCUGGUGGGAGUACUGCCUUAGAUACUUGGGGAUCUGGUUAACAAAUGAUCUGGGUCACCUGUAUCCAAUAAUUUCCUUCCCUUGCUGAGAACGCUUAAUACAGACAUGACAUGAUGAGUAGGGCAUAUCAUAUAUUGGUUUAGCAGAAUUAAUGCCAUUAAGAAGAACUUGCUCCCUAGAGUGCUAUAUUUUUUUCAGACAAUUACAUUACAAUGAUUCCAAUAAAGAGUUCUAGGACAUAUAUUUCCAGUCACUGAACAAUUCCAUCCUCCGAUUUAUUUGGCAAGGCGGGAUUGCAUGGGUCAAACAAACACAACUUAUACUUCCAAAAUGUUUAGGUGGAGCUGGGAUGCAUUAUUUGUAGAAAGAUCAUCAAGCAACCAAUCUCCCUUGGAUAAUUCACUUGCACGUGACAAGAUCCCCUAAACUUUGGCUCCCGAUGGAACUCUCACAGACAGACAGAUUAUGUUUCCCUUGCUAAUAUGGUCAGCUGGGCAGUGGUCAAAUGGCUGACCAUUCAACAUCCAUUAUUCAGGCCUUCUCUGAAAGUGUGGCAAACAAUCCGACAUAAAACUCAACCGACUACUUUUCCCAACCAAUUGCAACCAACAUCCCACAAACGAGACUAACAAGGUGGGAUCCUAACGUCAGAACUUCGGGGGUAUAACUUUGGUGACUAAAUAUCUUUGAAACAAUUCUGUAGCCAAACAUCUCUUACACCGUUACCCAACUUGUUGCCGAAUCGCUCACCUACAGGUUUAGACAGAUUCAGAUACUUCUAAAUACAGAGAUACUACUAGUCAAUCCAUGGCAAACACAACAUACACAGGAACUCACUGGUUUUGAGUGCCUAUGCUGCCUCAGAUCACAUUCAACUAGGAUAAUCUCGACUGUAUUUAGAAAUCUUGACCACCCUACUGCAAGUGCUUCCUAUGUUCGUAUCAAAGUGGGAGACUAAGAUAGGGGAGACACUCAGCGAGAAGCAAUGGGAAAAAACUUUCAUACUCUCGCACCAGAGUGCGAUAUGCUCAAAACCCAAGAAGUAAACUAUAAAUUCCUAACACAUUGGUACAAAAGACCUGACACCUGGGUCUGUGCAGGUGUUAGUUAAUUCUGCUGAGGAUGCAGAGAGGAAAUUGAUACAAGCUGACACAUUUGGUGAUCAUAAUCAGUGAUAGCCCCAUAUUGAAAACUGCUGCAUUCCAAGACAACAUAAAUCGUAGAUACUAAGCUCUUACUUCAACCACUGCCAUCAUACAAACGUUCCAAUGUCCUGAUACAAAAAUCACAAAACAUUUACUAAUUCAGCUAAAUCCCGUAUCCCAAGGAUGUGUAAAAAGUCAGGUGCCCCUACUCUCCAGCCGAGGGUAGAGGUGACCUACGCUAUGGAGUCCCUGACUGCAAUGAUUAAUGGCAUCAAGAAUAAAUGUCAGCAGACUCGGACUCUAUGGGUUGAUUACGUAACUCGACAGGCUCAAGAUGCAUUAUUGGAGACACGUGUUGGGGUUGUGAUGAUUGGGGGAGAGAGGGUGGGCGGCCCUAAGGCUUUUUACUUUGCAAUUUGUAAUCUCCUAUUAUUCUUUGUAUUUCCAUUAAAAAGUUUAUUUAUUUUAUGUUUAUUCUAUAUAAGGGACUUUUUGCUAGAAUGAUGAGUUCUUAUGGGCUCAUUUGUUUAAUAUUCUAUUUAUUUCCAUAGAUUUUGUGGGUUAUCCCCACUUGAGGUCUCCUUAGCAUGUCAUUUAAUUCCUUUUUGGAACUUCAGCUGGAGUUUGUUAGGGGGUAAAGAAAAAGGAAACAUGUUAGAUCUAUAUGUGCUGUACAAGAUUUAUGUGUUCAGAUAUUAAUUUCAUGGUAGUAAGUCUGAUGUUAACUGAAUAAAAUUAUAAAUGCAACAAUUUUGCUUUUGCCCCCAUUUUCCAUGAGCUGAACUUCAAAGGCAUUUCAGAGAAUUUGGCAGUACAUCCAACCGGCCUUACAACCGUAGACCACGUGUAACCACACCAGCCCAGGACCUCCACAACCAGCAUCUUCACCUCCAAGAUCGUCUGAGACCAGCCACCCGGACAGCUCCUGCAACAAUCUGAUUGCAUAACCAAACAAUUUCUGCACAAACUGUCAGAAACCAUCUCAGGAAAGCUCAUCUGCAUGCUCGUCGUCCUCAUCGGGGUCUCAAUCUGACUGCAGUUCGUCAUCAUAACCGACUUGAGUGGGCAAAUGCUCACAUUUGAUGGCGUCUGGUACUUUGGAGAGGUGUUCUCUGUAUGGAUGAGUCCUGCUUUUCACUGUACAGUGCAGAUGGCAGACAGCAUGUAUGGCGUUGUGUGGGUGAGCGGUUUUCUGAUGUCAACGUUGUGGAUCAAGUGGCCCAUGGUGGCGGUGGGGUUAUGGUAUGGGCAGGUGUAUGUUAGGGACAACGAACACAGGUGCAUUUUAUUGAUGGCAUUUUGAAUGCACAGAGAUACCAUGACGAGAUCCUGAGGCCCAUUGUUGUGCCAUUCAUCCACAACCAUCACCUCAUGUUGCAGCAUGAUAAUGCAUUGCCUCAUGUUGCAAGGAUUUGUACACAAUUUCUGGAAGCUGAAAACAUCCCAAUUCUUGCGUGGCCAGCAUACUCACCGGACAUGUCACCCAUUGAGCAUGUUUAGGAUGCUAUAGAUCGGCAUAUACAACAGUGUGUUCCAGGUCCUGCCAAUAUCAAGCAACUUUGCACAGCCAUUGAAGAGGAGUGGACCAACAUGCCACAGGCCACAAUCAACAACCUGAUCAACUCUAUGCUAAAGAGAUGUGUUGCACUGCGUGACGCAAAUGGUGGUCACAUCAGAUACUGCACAUUUUAGAGUGGCCUUUUAUUGUGGCCAGCCUAAGGCACACCUUUUCAAUAACCAUGCUGUCUAAUCAGCAUCUUAAGAUGCCACACAUGUGAGGUGGAUGGAUUAUCUUGGCAAAGGAGAAGUGCUCACUAACACAGAUUUAUACAGAUUUGUGAACAAUAUUUGAGAGAAAUAGGCCUUUUGUGUACAUAGAAAAAGUCUUAGAUCUUUGAGUUCAGCUCAGGAAAAAUGGGGGCAAAAAUAAAAGCAUUUAUAAAAAGUUUAUAAUUUUGUUCAGUGUAUAUACUAUGAACCUGGCAUACAUGUGAUUGUCUUCUUAUGAAACUAAAUAAAGAUUGUAAAAAAAUUGCAAUCAAUAUUGAAUAACCCUAAUUAUAAGUAUAGAACAGGUUUAGUUUUUUGUAUUUUUAAUUUUCACAAUUACUGAUUUGCAUUCACUUUUUCUUCACACCAUUGCUUUUUGUUCUAGUUUAGAAGACACCGUUUGUGAGCACAGUGUUCUAAUAGAUUGAUGGAUGCACAUUUAAUACUUUCACCUUUAUGUAAGUUUUCCUAAUAAAAAUAUUUAUACAUUUUCCCCACCCUUAAUCUACCUCCUAAUAGGCUAUAGUAUGUGUUACUAUCAGGUCACAGUCUCUCUGUGUCUUUGUGUCAGAUAACUCUGGUCUCAUGUCACUGAAAUAUACGAGUGACAACACUGUACAUGCCAACUGCGAAGUAAUAUAUCAAGUAUCAACACCUAGGUCACCUUCUCUGGGUGCCUCUGAACCUAUCCAUGUGGGGGUGAAAGUGGGAAUUCCUGUAACCAACAACUAUUUUAGCUUGUGGGAAUAAGAAUAGGAUUGUAACAUGGACUUCUGAGUAAUAGGAUAUAAAUAGUAAAACAAAGAAGAUAUAGACAGAGCACACUGUAGGGUGGUAUAUAGAAUAGUCUCUUCAGAGGUAAAAUGGGUCCAGGGCCUUUGCUUGCAAGGGGACCAUAUCAAAAUUGCAGUUUUCACCACAAUGUAACUAGCCAGUCACAUGCAGGUUGGACUUUAUUAGUUGGACAAUUAUUAGCUGACACACUGUGGACAUCACAGGGAAUUUAAAAGAGCUGCCAAACCCCUACUCACUCCCUCCCUGUUUGUCCUUGUGAAAUGUUGGUAGGUAUGCCAUUGCACCCAUUUGGGACAAAGUGGUAUGGGUGACUAUAGUGUCCCUUUAAUAUUUGUGUUUAUUCACUAAACUCCAAAUUGUACCAAAUUAAAAUCCAAAUGGCAAACUUUGUGGGAAAAUAGUUGCAGGGUUAUUUACCUAUUUAAAGUGAGAAUCCAAAGUUAAUUUCAAAUUUUAGAUCAGAGCAGCAGAAUUUAAAGCAUGGCUGACUUAGAGAAUUAUAGUGACCUUAAAGGAACAUUAUAGUGUCAGGAACACAAACAUGUAUUCCUGACGCUAUAAUGGUAAAGUAACAGUUUUCGGCACCCUUUCUUUACUUUUUAAGUCACUUUUUUUCUCGCCUCGGCAGGCCCCGCUCCACAGCUGUGGCUGAGAUCAUUAAAUUUGAAUCAAUGCAUGUCUAUGGGGAAUUUUCAGCACUUCCAUGCAGAGCGUGGAGACGCCGAAUGCCAGUACUGUGCAGCACUGAUUCAGGAAGUACCUCUAGUGGCUAUCUGAGUGACUGCCACGAGAGGUGUUACCAUACAAUCUCACACUAAGACAACCAGAAACAACGCAAACCUCAUCCAAAUACCUUGCAGUUUAUCCUCCUCAACCAACAUUCAGUGUGCACUCUGGAACGCCAGUUCCAUCCGUAGAGAUAUUAAAUAAACAGCUAUACACGAUCUCUUCGUCUCUAAUUCACUUAUGCCACUGGCACUCACUGAGACCUGGCUGCCCCCCUCUGAUACCGCUACCCCUGCUUCUUUGUGUUUUGGUGGACUACAAUUCUCCCACGCUCCCAGAAUCAACUGUAAAGAUAGUGGUGGACCUUUCAACCUAUCCUCCCUGCUUCUGCCCUUUCCUUUACUUCCUAUUUAAACCCACUCCUUUAAGAAUCGCCCUCUUGGUCAUCCUAGGCUAUUCAUUGAACACUUUUCUUCCUGGCUACCCCAAUUCCUCUCCUCUAGCACUACUUCCCUUAUACUUGGGGACUUUAACAUCCCAAUCAACAACCUCAACUGCCCUGAUGACUCCCGUCUGCUCUCUGUAAUCUCCUCAAUUGGCCUCACACAGUGGUCUACUUCAGCAAGUCAUACAGCAGGAAACACUCUUGACGCCCUCAACUUACCAAUCUCGCAGAAACCUCCACUGCUUUGACCUCCAGCUAUUCACCACCAAACUCCAAACUCUCCUUUUACACAUCUCAAAUCUCACCUGCCCAACUAGACAUCUUGGCACCGCCUACAUUUAAACUCAGUAAGCGCUCCCAAUUACAACCUUGCCACACCAAGCUGACCCAAUACCUCCAAAAAUGUUCCAGAAGUUCUGAACGCUGCUGGAGAAAGUCUCACUCUGCGUCCACUAUAAAUUUAUGCUGCGCUCCUACAGUUUGGCUCUUUCCUCUGCAAAGGUAAACUUCUUCAACACCCUCAUAAGCACACUGUCCAGCCAACCCUAAAUACCUAUUUCACACUUUUAAUGCUCUUCUUCGCCCUGUUGCUCCUCCAUCUCCUACCACCUUGUACGCAACAAACUUUGCAACUUACUUCACAGAGAAGAUUUCUACAAUUAGGCAAGAGAUUUCCAAUCACUCUCCCUCCCCAACCAAUACUUCCCCCAACCCCACUCCCUUCACUGUUCUAUGCUCAUUAGCACCCGUUACAUCGGGAGAGGUUUCUGCUCUGCUCCGGUCCUCCCGCCCCAUCACCUGCUACCUCGAUCUUAUUUCCUUGUAUCUCAUACGCACUCUGUCUCUUUUUCUUGCUCUCCCUCCCAGUAAAAUUUUUAAUCUCUCCCUUUCCACAUUUCAUACACCCUUCAAACAUGCAACUGUAACUUUGAUUCUGAAAAAACAUAACCUUGAACCCAACUCCCCAUCCAACUAGUUGUAGCGGUACUUACCUUACUCGGGGGCCGGCCAAGGUCCUCACUUCCCAGCGCGCGCGGCUCUCGAAUGAAGGCGGGCACGGACCGCGAGAUGCGGUCACGUGUCCCGCCUAGCUCUAAGAGCGUGCCGCACGUCUCAGACACGCUCUUAAAGGGGCAGUGGGAGCCAAAAGAUGAAAUGUGCUCCAAAUGGGCCCCUGUCAUCCCACAUUCCCCAGACACUCACAUUUUGGGGGCCGGGAUAUGACAGGGGCCAAUCAAAGUAAAGUUUAGGGUACUUAUACUUACCUCUUCCUUACUCCCUGCCCUAUCGUGGUUUCUGUUUCAGUUCCCUUUAGUGCUUGUUGUGUUCAGUUGUGAUUUUCGUGCUUGACCUUGGCUUUGUAUCUGACUCCGUUUAUCUCUCUAUCCCUGUUUUGUCUUGUUUGCCGGCUUACUGACUACUGUGUACCAGACCUUGGUUAGUUUUUGUUCUCGCAGUCUCUUUGUUCUCUUGACCUCGGCUUGUUCUUGACUCUGUCUAUUCUCUGCUAUACGGCGAGUCCGGCCAUUCUAAGGUCCGGUAAGUCGUAUCUGCUCUAUCUGUCGAUUGUUGAACUAAAUCUUGCGUGUAGGGGUAAACUACCGUGACAUUACGAUAGGGCCAUGGACCCCGCAGAUUUAAGUCAGCAAUUGGCUUCUCAUGAGGCUAGAUUUACAGAGCAGAAUCACCGUAUGGAUCAGAUAGCUCAGGCCCUCCAGACACUCUUAUCUAGAACUACUCCGGUAACAGUACCAACUCCUCUUGCACCCCUUGUCCCAGAUGUAUCCACCAUGCCUAAUGCUUCUGCACAUUUAACCCCUCCACCCAGGUAUGGAGGGGAUGCUAAGUCUUGCAGGGGAUUCAUUAAUCAAGUGGAAUUCCACUUUGAGAUGUAUCCACGUUCAUUUCCCACUGACAGGUUUCGAUAGCUUCCUUACGGCUUUUCGUAGAACCUUUGACACAACUAAAAGGUCAAAGAAUGCCGCCAAGGCAUUAAUGAGAAUUAAACAGGGUUCUAGGUCUGUUGCUGAUUAUGCUAUUCAGUUUCAUAGCCUUGCUUCGCAGGUAGAUUGGACCAACAAUGGGCUAACUACAGCAUUCAUGGAAGGACUAUCUGAUACUAUAUUGGAUGAGGUAGCAGCUAGGGAUCUUCCUAUCCCAUUAGAGGACCUUAUCGACUAUCUCAUUGAUAUAGACCAGGGGUAGGCAACCUAUGACACGUGUGCCAUGCACGGCACUCCAGGUGUCUUUGCAGGGCACUCAAGGCUGCUAGAGCUAUCAGGACUCCCAGUGAAACUUCAGAUAUCUGCUAAUAUGAAAUAGGACAAUCCUCAAUUUACGCAUUGCAGCACGUAGAGGAAGGGAUUUCAGAUCACUUAAUUCUAGCACUUGUGAAUGUGAAUCCGCACUGGAGUAUAGUAGCCUGGAGUCUCUGACAUGUACCUGGCCAGCCUGGUCCCCACUGGAACCCAGGGAAGCCACCCACACUGCUAGAUGUACACAGAAAUACAAAAUAACCCUCCCCUCAUGCAAAUGAUACGAACAGCCCACAUACAAACAUACACACAAUCCCCACAAACUCAACACCACUAACAAUCCAUACAUGCACACAACCCCACAUGCAGCAUCUCACAUGCAAAACCCCAAACAGCCCCCACACAUACACACAAUGACAUUUCCAUCCACACACACAAUUCCACAAGCAGCCCCUAUACACAGCCCACAUUCAUAGGUAUCAUACACCAGAAACUACUCAUGAACAUAUACAAUAUAAUAGCUCAUAUACGCACAAAUACAACAAUACAAAGCAACUGCAGUAUAAAUAACACAAGCAGAAUAUGGCAACAUGCAAACCUCAAUUUAAAAAAAAAUAAAAAAAAAUAGGACCGGCACGCUACGGGACAUCACAAUCUUAUUUCGGCAUAGUGCUGCUAAAAGGUUGCUUACACCUGAUAUAGACAAUAGGAUUCGUGACAGACUCUAUACUAAGAAUAGGAAUAGACGUUUUGUUACAUUAAAUACUCCUAGAGAGUUUCAAGGUAUCAGAGGAGGAACCCAUGCAAUUAGGGGUUGCCAAACUCUCUGAUGCUGAAAAAUUGUAUAGGAGAAAGGAGGGACUUUGCCUAUACUGUGGUAAGAAGGGUCAUAUGCUACAAGAAUGUCCUGUGCUUCCGGAAAACUAUCGCACCUAAGGCCAUAUAGGGGACUGGCCUUGGGUGUGAUAUCUAAGUCCCCAAAAUUGCCUCUUAAUCGACUACUUCUCCCUGUGUCUCUGCAUCUGGAGAAUAAUUGCAUAGCAAGAAACAUACUAGCCCUGGUUGAAUCCGGGGCAGCUGAGAAUUUCAUAGACUCUAGUUUUGUUAGCAAAAACAAAAUACCCAUUAGAGAGAAGAAAACACCCAUGGCCGUUGAGGCCAUAGAUGGUAGACCAUUAUGCUCCCCAGUUAUCACACAUGAAACUGAACCGUUGCAUAUGUAUACAGGGAUGUUACACUCAGAAACCAUUCAGUUUCAGGUCACCACCUCUCCUUCCUCUCACAAUCCCAUUUUUGACUGGGAGUCAGGACAAAUAGUAUCUUGGAGUGAAACCUGCCAAGAGUCUUGUAUAAUUAAAAUCACCCCUUUGAAUUCUAUUAAUGUUCCUACUACUCCUCCUUUGUCUACUAUUAUACCUCCUCAGUACAUGUGUCUUAAGUCUGUCUUCGAUAAGAGGGUGGCUGAAAAAUUACCGCCUCAUAGACCAUACGAUUGUGCUAUUGAUAUAUUGACUGGCACUAUACCUCCCAAAGGCAGGGUGUAUCCUUUGUCUCCACAAGAAAAUCUUGUCAUGGAUGAAUAUAUUAAAGAAUCUCUACAAAAGGGAUUUAUAAGGAGAUCCUCUUCUCCGGCAGGGGCAGGGUUCUUCUUUGUAUCAAAGAAGGAGGGCGAUUUAAGAGCUUGUAUUGAUUAUAGGGGCCUAAAUAAAAUCACUAUAAAAAAUGCUUACCCUAUACCAUUAAUCACGGAAUUAUUCAACAGGCUUAAACAAGCUACUGUGUUUACUAAAUUGCACCUUAGAAGUGCAUACAAUCUCAUACGUAUAAAAAAGGGCCAUGAGUGGAAAACUGCAUUCAAUACUAGGAGUGGUCAUUACGAAUAUACUGUGAUGCCAUUCGGUCUUUGUAACGCCCCAGCAGUGUUUCAAGAAUUUAUUAAUGACGUCUUACGAGAGUUCAUUCACUCAUUUGUGAUAGUGUACUUGGACGACAUAUUAAUAUAUUCAACAGAUUUACAUACCCAACACAUGCAUGUUAAAACAGUCUUGAAAACCCUUCUUGUUAAUGGUCUUUAUUGUAAACUAGAAAAAUGUUUUUUUGACCAAUCCGAAGUACAGUUUUUAGGUUAUGUAAUUUCUGCUAAGGUUUUUCGUAUGGAUCCCCAGAAGCUUUCUGCUGUCAUGGAAUGGUCUUUACCUCAGGGACUGAAAGCCAUUCAGCGUUUUCUUGGGUUUUUUAACUAUUAUAGACGCUUUAUUAAAGGAUUUUCUUCUAUUGUAGCGCCUAUAACACGCAUGACUAAAAAGGAUGGCAAUACUCGUGUCUGGUCCCCAGAGGUGCUUGAGGCCUUUGAAUUUGAUGCUUCGGAUAUUGGGGUAGGUGCUGUCUUAUCUCAAAGAGAAUCACCUGAUAAGCCAUUACAUCCUUGUGGCUUCUUUUCCAAACAGAUGUCCAAAGCCGUAAAGAACUAUGACAUAGGCAAUCGAGAACUCCUUGCUAUUGUUUUAGCACUCAAGGAGUGGAGACAUCUUUUAGAAGGUACUAAGGACCCCAUCCUCAUUUUUACGGAUCCCAAAAACCUUUCCUACCUUAGUGAAGCCAAAAGAUUGUCUUCUAGGCAUGCCAGGUGGUCACUGUUCUUAUCUCAUUUCAAUUAUAUCAUCACCUACAGACCAGGUGAUCGUAACACUAAAGCUGAUGCUCUGUCUAGACAAUUUGAAACUACCAAUAAACAAGAGUUUGAUAAUAACCCUGUCAUUCCCCCGGACAGAAUAAUAGCUACUACGGUUCUAUCUAUUUCUUCUUCACUCUUACAAGUUAUACAGGCUAAACAAAACAUGACACCCAGUGAGAAACCUACUGAUAAUCUGUUUGUUGAUGUUCCCGAAAGACGGGACAUUAUGUCGUUAUAUCAUGACGCCAAAACUGCUGGACAUCCUGGUGUUUCUAAAACCUUAACAGCAGUUUCUAGAUAUUUUGUGGGCUUCCUUACGCAAGGAUAUCACCGAUUACGUUUGGGCCUGUACUACUUGUGCCAGUAUGAAGUCUUCUCAUAGAGUUCCUUGUGGGUUGUUGCACCCGUUGCCCAUACCCGAGAGGCCUUGGUCCAAUCUAUCCAUGGAUUUCAUUGUAGAAUUGCCUCCUUCGAAUGGCAAAACAGUCAUCCUGAUGAUAGUGGAUCGAUUUUCUAAGAUGGCUCAUUUUGUGUCUCUUGUCAAAUUGCCCUCAUCCAAGGAACUUGCUAAACAUCUUCGCCAGGGAGGUGUUUCGGUUGCAUGGCAUUCCUAUAUGAAUUGUAUCCGAUAGGGGUAGCCAAUUCAUUUCCAGAUUCUGGAGAGCUUUUUGGUCAGAGAUGGGUAUUUCUCUCUCGUUUUCCUCCGCUUACUACCCCCAGUCUAAUGGAGCUGCUGAACGUGCCAACCAGUCCCUAGAGCAGUAUCUUCGUUGUUUCAUAUCCCACCAUCAGAACAAUUGGGCUGACCUGCUUCCUUGGGCUGAAUUUGCUCGUAAUAACACUGCUCAUGAAUCUUCAGGUAAAAGCCCUUUCUACUUGUUUAUGGCCGGCAUCCUGUUGUUCUUCAAGCUGCAUUCUCCUUACGGGGCAUGCCAGCUCUGGAUGAACAUUUGGCUGGUUUACGUACUACUUGGGAGCAGGUUCAGCGUUCUUUGGUGGACUCUGCUGCUUGCCAAAAGGUUCAAGCUGACAAACAUCGCAGGGCGGCUCCGUCCUAUGUUGUGGGGGACAGGGUUUGGCUUUCCACUCGCAAUAUCCGCCUUCGUGUGCAUUCUAUGAAGUUGGCCCCCCGUUUUAUUGGUCCUUUCCGUAUUUUGCAUAGAGUUAAUCCUGUUUCAUAUGCCUUGGAUCUUCCUAAGAACCUGCGUAUUCCUAACGUCUUUCACACCUCCUUGUUGAAACCCCUCCUGUGUAACCGCUAUACCCAGCAUGUUCCUCCUCCUCCUCCUGUUUCUGUGGAGGGUCAUGAGGAAUUCAGGGUACUGUAGCGGUACUUACCUUACCUGGGUGCCGGCCGAGGUCCUCACUUACCGCCGCGCGCGGCUCUCGAAUAAAGGCGGGCACGGACCGCGAGAUGCGGCCACGUGUCCCGUCUAGCUCUAAGAGUAUGCCGCGCGUCUCGGGCACGCUCUUAAAGGGGCAGUGGGAGCCAAAAGAUGAAAUAUGCUCCCAUUGGCCCCUGUCAUCCUACAUUCCCCAGACACUCACAUUUUGGGGGCAUGGAUAUGACAGGGGCCAAUCAAAGUAAAGUUUAGGGUAUUUAUACUUACCUCUCCCUUACUCCCUGCCCUAUCGUGGUUUCUGUUUCAGUUGCCUUUAGCGCUUGUUGUGUUCAGUUGUGAUUUUCAUGCUUGACCUUGGCUUUGUAUCUGACUCCGUUUAUCUCUCUAUCCCUGUUUUUUCUUGUUUGCCGGCUUACUGACUACUGUGUACCAGACCUUGGCUAGUCUUUGUUCUCUUGACCUCGGCUUGUUCUUGACUCUGUCUAUUCUCUGCUAUAUCGCGAGUCCAGCCAUUCUAAGGUCCGGUAAGUCUUAUCUGCUCUAUCUGUCGAUUGUUGAACUAAAUCUUGCGUGUAGGGGUAAACUACCGUGACAUUACUGCCCUAUUUUACCACUGCAAUUUGCCUCCGGGAUCCUUGAAAGAGUUGUGUAUGAGAGAUUGACAGACUUCUAAUCCAACUCUCUGCUUGACCCGCUUCAGUCUGGAUUCCACGCUUGUUACUCUGCUAAUCGCUGCUAAGUCUUGCGGCCACUACUCUAUCCUAAUUCUCCUUGAUCUUUCUGCUGCCUUUGACACUGUUGAUCAUCAACAGCUUCUUUUCAUUCUCCGAAACCUCGGUCUCUGGGAUACUGCUCUCUCCUGGUGCUCCUCCUACCUCACCCAGUGCUCUUUCAGUGUAAUUCUCUGGCUCUUCUACCCACCUCCUCUCUGUUGGUGUUCACCAAGGUUCUGUCCUUGGUCCCUUACUGUUCUCUAUCUAUACUGCCUCACUUGGUGAAUUCAGAAGCUUCUUUGACUUCCAUUAUCAUUUAUAUGCGGAUGACACGCAAAUCUACCUGUCUUCUCCUGAUCUCUCUCCACCCAUCUUGACUCGUGUCUCUGACCGCCUUACCGCGACUUCCAACUGCAUGGCUGCUCACUUCCUUAAACUCAACCUGUCCAAAAUAGAACUUCUGGUGUUUCCUCCCUCAAGUGUUGCUACUCCUGUGUCUGUCUCCCUCCAAGUCAAUGGCGUUACCAUCAUCUCUACCUUGCAGACUCGCUACCUAGAUGUUCUCUUUGACUCCGACCUCUUCUUCACCCCUCAUGUCCAGUCGAUCGCCAAAUCCUGCCGCUUCCAUCUCAAAAACAUAGCUCGCUUCCGCCCCUAUUUAACAGCGGACGCAGCUAAGGUACUGGUCUAUGCCAUUAUUCUCUCUCGCAUUUACUACUGUAAUCCCUUCUGAGUGGUCUUAGGUGUUCCCAGCUUGCACCAUUGCAAUCUAUAAUAGAUGCAGCAGCGAGGCUCAUCUUUCUGUCUGCCCACACCACCUAUGCCUCCACCCUCUGUCAGUCGCUUGGCAGUACAUUGGCUUCCUGUAAGGUAUAGGACUCAAUUUAAGAUUGCUUACAAGUCUCUACACAAUGCUGCUAUAACGUACCUGUCCUCCCUAAUACACAAAUGUCCUGUCUAGGCCUAUGCGCUCUGCAGAAGACCUACGUCUAUCCUUUGUCCGUACUCCCACAUCUGAUGCUCACCUCCAAGACUUCUCUAGGGCUGCACCUUUUCUGUGGAACUCCCUUCCCUUCUCCAUUGAACAUUCACCCAAUCUUCAUUCCUUCAAAAACUCAUUAAAAAUUCACUUCUCCAGGAAAGCAUAUCAAUGAAACGGUCAACAGCUUUUCAUCCCUGCACCCUAACUCCUCUCCUGCAACUGUCAAAAAUAACCUACUGAGCACUCAUUGAAUACUUUUCUAGCAAUCUACUUUGAUAUCCAUACUUUUAACUUUUGUGUCACUAUACCCCACUCCCUCAAGCAUGUAAGAUCAUUGAGCAGGGCCCUCAACGCCUCUGUUCCCUGUGCGUCCAACUUGUCUGGUUACAAAUACUUGUCUGUUAGUCCACCCAUUGUACAGUGCUAAUGAACUUGCUGGUGCUAUGUAAAUAAUAAUAAUAAUAAUAGACAGUUAUGUAAAUACUGCCUUUUCUCUGAAAAGGCAGAGUUUACAUUAAAGUGCAUUAAAAAGCCUGCAGGGACAGGCUAUGGACAACAUAACAAAUACAUUAAGCUGUAGUUGUUCUGGUGACUUUAGUGUCCCUUUAAAUUUGGAAUUCACUUUGAGUUUUCACUUUAGAGAAUAACCCUGUUGACCUAAAACUCAAGUACAGUGACAGCUGUAUUUCAUGUAUUUCAGGAAAUAAUCCUGCUUAGACUACACAAUGGUGCUAAGGGGUAAUAUAUAUUCACCUUUAGUUUGUUUUUCUGGACUAACCAGUAUACUGACUGGCACAGAACACACCCGGGUAACGCCUACCAAAUUCUUUUCCAAAUAAUCUAUUGUCCCAAGCAGAAUAAAUUGCAAUCUAUUUAAUUGCUUAGUUCCUGGCACCCUACAUUACAAUACUAAGAUGUACGGUAGCAGUGUGAUGAGUUGGCCCUUUUCUAGAUCUUGUUCUGUCAUUAGAGGAUUCUGUCACUCUGUUCAAUCGCUAAAAACAAGAUGAGCACAUAAUAUUUUGUCAGGCGUUUACUAGAAGGGUAUCCAGAGUUACCCUUGAAAGUAAACUAGAUUCGAGUCCUCAAGAAGUUCUAGACUCUGUUGCCAUAGCACCAGUCAAUGUGCAAAUGUUGAAACGUGCAAACAUGAAAUAAUGUAUUAUGUUAAAAAAUUAAUCGAGGCUUAGGUGUCUGUCACAGAGCAGUGAUGGAGACCCUUAAAUGUGCCCCAGUGCCUUUUAUAGAAACCUAAUUCUCCAUGGGUCUGCAGGCCAUUUUUAAUUUAAUUCUUGUUGGAUUUGGUCCAGUGGCUGCGGCCUGUAGGAAGGGUGCUGGAUGUAGUGCAGCUGAGUGGACUAUGGAUACACCGAGAGCACACAGCUAGUUACAUGGCUCAGUGAAUACACCCAGUUCUAAGUUAAAAAAAUAUAUUUAUGUUUGGAAUGUUUGUUCAUCUAUUACUAAUCUGCACACCCAGGCUUUUUAUUAUAAUACAGGGGUCCUCAAACUCCAGCCCUCCAGAGGAUGCUGAACUACAACUCCCAUGAUUCUCUGGCUGUGUAAUUCAAAGAAUCAUGGGAGUUGUAGUUCAGCAACAUCUGGGGGGGCCGGAGUUUGAGGACCCCUGUUCUAAUAUAUACACAGUUUAGGAGCCCAUAAUGUCUAUAAGUAUGCAACCCAUUGUUAUUAAAGGAAUCACUACAGCGCAUGCAGUGCUUACAGUGCUCGGAGUGUUCUUUAACCCCUACUGCUUUAUCCUUCUGUAUAGUAAUAUACUAUGAUGUCCAUGGCUGGCCCAGCCUCAGUCCGCCUCCUGAUAGGCUGCAGCGUAUGUCAGUCUCAGUCUGAUAAGCCCCUGCCUGGCUUGGAGAGGGAGGGAGAGUUGGCCAAUCACUUGCAGACUGGACUUCAUACUGCCUGUGACUAUUGGUGUAGUGUGUGCAGGAUGCUGACGUCACGGGGAAGUUAAAGUGUUGCUGGUGGCUUGUAAGUGUUGCAGUGUGUGAGCUGCCAGACAGGGAAGGUGAGUGUUUGCUAUAAUUCCAUGGAAUGCAUGCUGUAUUAUCCUGGGGGUUUAUUAUAUCUGGGCUGUUUGCUCCCUAAUGGCACAUGAUGAUUAUAAUAUAGCUAGCCAGUGUGGGAGACAUUGCUUGCUCUCUGUACUUUAGGUUUUAGCUUAAGCCUGUGUGUCUUUGAGCUUACCCUGCAAUAGCUGUGACCAUUACCACUGCUGCUGUUUAUGUACAUGGUAUUUCAGAAAUCUUCAGCUCUGAAGGGGUUAAAAUAGACUGUUUCUCUAUGUACCUUCGGUGGGAGUCCAUAACAACAGCUGAAUCCAUUUCCCUGACUCCUUUCUGGUGGUAUGUAGCACAGGGGUGGUUGGUUACAUUGCUAUGUGAUUUCCUUACAUGAAAGGGAGGGGGGUCGAUGUGUUUUUUGGUCGGUUUUGCACAUUGCAACACAAACUAUCCAAUCUUCUGAUAGUACGCAUCCUUAAAAGAUCUGUCAACAGCUGCGGUCAGAGAUAUUAAUAAUUUAAAAUUAAGUUUUUAGUAUGUACCGGUGAUCCAUAAUCUAAAAUAUAUAUUUAAAAAAUUUUUUAGGCCACCUUUUUGCUUUGUACGUUAUUUUCUUGCACACUGUAUUAAUCUCCUUAUGAGGAUCUAGACCCCUCCGAUCUGUCUUGCCGUGUGUCAGCUACCCCAUUCCCAUAGUUGUCAUGGCCAGUAGCUGAACCCCUAUCAGUUGGCACUGUGAAGGUGGCAGACACUGCAGUAAAUUUUGCAGAUAGCGGAUACUUAGUAACUGCUGUGCUUUGCUCUGCAGGAUGUAGACUGUAUAUUAUCUCUUUGUGUCAGCAGAACUAGGAAUUCCUGUGGCUAGGUCUCUCCUAACAUAGCCCUUUCCUCAAACAGUGCAAGCCUUGUCUUUUCACUUAGCAUGUGCAUUGCAGCAGGUAAAGUGGGCAGUUGUGUAUGUAUAGUAGUUGACCAAAACCUUAACGUUUUUGCCACUUCAUAUUAAUUAAAUCUUCUGCAGUGCAGGAUUUUUGUGAGUACCAGCUUUUUGCAGAAUACUUAAAUACUCUCCCCAUGAAGGGGUUCAGGCUGGAUCACGUUAUAAGUUUAAGGGGAGGGGGUGGGGGAAAGGAUGGAUCAGAUGAUGAUCUCUGCAUUAUGGGUCCAUUUUUGAAAAAUGUUGUUGUAUGGUUUUUCUCUUGCCACUGUUGUAUAAACUAUUUGAGUUGUCACUUAAAGAAUGCUGUUUCGAAAUACUUUCAAAUGUGAGGGGAACAAAAAUAGUCAGAUCGUGAAGCAUUUUGUAGUUAUUGUAUUUAAGCAAGUUUUUGCAGCAUUAAAUAAUUUUUUUUAUAUAUAUAUAAUACAUAUUUCUAUAAAACAUUCUAAACUGACUUGUCUUUCAAAAAUUUAUAAUGUUCUGUUCUAUUAAAUAUGUAUAUUGUGAGCUUUAAAAUGUAUAAAUGGAAGUAAUUCACUUCUCUUUAACCUGAAACCAGGUACCUCAUCCUUGGUACCCUGUGAAUCAUACUAUUUUUUUAUUUAUUUAUUUAUUUUUAUUAUUAUUUUUUUUUUUUAACCUCUGUCUUUACACCUGACUUCAUAGGAAGAUAAAGUAAAGUGUUUGUUUUUCCUAUUCAUUAGCAAUGUGUACCCAGGAUUGUGAUGUAACUUGCGAAAUCUUUUAAAGGAAAAUGCAAAGCACCAUAACUGCUACAGCAUGUUGUGAUGGUUAUUGUGUAGUGUUCCUUUUAAAAGAUGUAUUUUUAAAAGUAAACAGAACUUCAGUGGGAAAAGGUGAACACCUGUUUAUAGAUGACUUUCAGUGCUGUAAGUGACCACCUUUCAGCCAAGUGGGGUAUAUGGCCAUCUGUGAAUUAAACUGUCUGUGCUUGUUUGCGGCAAUGCGUUACAUACCAUUGCUUGUGUAUACCUAUAUAAUAAUGGGUCUGAAUCUAGCCCUCAAGGCCCCCAUUGGUGUAGAUUAUAGCAAUAUAUAGAUAUGUGAUAACACAGAAAAUCAUUGUGCAUACAUUUCAGUGGCUAAAAGUAGCAAAUUCAAGCUUGCUCAUUAUCACAUACAUAUAUUCUAAAUUUAACUGUUCUUAAUGUCUGAGAGUAACAAGUAGAAACAAACAUAGGGGUUUGGCAAAACAUGAUUCAACUUUGGGCUCUUGAGAACCAGCCCCUUUAUCGAAAGCUAAAGGGACUGUUUGGUCUAUAUAGUGCAGGGUUGCCCAAAAGGUAGCUCCCCAGAUGUUUUAAAACUACAGCUUUCAUGAUGCUUUGUCAUUCUAAAGCAUCAUUGGGAGUUUGAGUUCUUACAUCUGGGGAUCUACCUUUUGGGCACCCCUAAUAUAGUCGUAGAUCAUCUUAUAAUUGCCGUCUUCUUCUUGCAUGUGAAAUCCCAACAUUCUAGCUGAAGAUUACUUGCUUACAGUGCUUUAGAAUCACUUUAGAGAUCUGCUCUACAUUCCAAAUAAUCUUUAUCUGUUUUUUUUGUUUGUUUGUUUUUGGUUUUUUUUUUUUAGGAAGAAGAUGCCAUGGUGUAACUCUGCAAGUUUUCCCUCUUGCUCACAUUUGAAUUCUUUUCUCAAUCCCUAAUUAUCAAAGUAGAAGUAAAUCACAAGUUAAUUACUUAACUGCUUACUUCCUGACUUUCUACAUUUUUAUACUUUGGUUGUACAUUGCUUCCAUACGGUGUCAAUGUUUCAGAUCUCUUCCUGGCUGAUUCUUUGUGUUCUGUGAGAUCAUUUGAGGAUUCCAGUACUCCAUAAUUUUGUCACACUGGGUACUUAAUGGGGAGCACUUCUAUCUGUUCAUUCUUCAUAGUCAAGGGGGGCGCAGACUAUUUUGUAGGCCUCUCCUUGAAGCGGUGGCCACUAUCCCCUCAAAGGGAAAUUUAUUUGUUAACAUCAGGAAAAUCUAGAGAUUGCUGUCAUGGCUCCUGUCACUGAGCAAAUGGAUGAGUGUGCAAGUAAUGGGGUAGCUCAUCAUGUUCUAGAAAGCCACCAAGUCUUGGAUGUGGAGCACAGCCCACUAAUGGCAAUACCUGGUUUUGUGGGGCCUAAAGAAACUCAGCUAAUUGGCUUGGGAUCCCGUGCAAAUACCAAAGGUGUACAGGAGGAGGAUGCCUUGCUGGAAAAUGGAAGCCAGAGCACAGAAGGUGAUGACCACACCGUGGACCCAGCUUCUGAAAUAGUAGCCCCUCUUAAAGAGACCUCAUUCUCCAUAGGUCUGCAGGUCCUCUUUCCUUUUCUCCUUGCUGGAUUUGGCACUGUGGCAGCUGGAAUGGUUCUGGAUGUAGUGCAGGUGAGUGGAAGUAAUCUAUCACUUUAAGCUCUUAAGCUUCUUGGCACCGUGUGAUAAUACUGAGAAAACACUGCUUGUUUAAGAAGUAAUGGCAGCAGAACUGUUUCUUGGUAUAACUGGUAUUAACAGCUGAACUCUGUUCCUGUGCGUCAAACUUGUCUGGUUGCAAUUACAUGUUUGUUUAAAAAAUAUUUUUUUUAAUUAUUUAUAUAUAAUUGUGUAUUUUGUAAUAUGGGAUGGGAGUCUUUGUAAGGGGUCUGAUCUAAAACAACCAGUUGUGUAUGUAAGUAAAUUGCUGGUCUGCCAUAGCUUUCUAGUGAAGAAUUUAGUAUGUGUGUUUAUUUUUAUGUCAUUUAUUAAGAGUUCAUAGGAGGCCUUUUGAAGCAAAAUAAACUGGCAUUUGGUAUACAAUAUCUGGUAUUUGCCUACCUCAGGUUUCAUUUAGGCAUGUUUACGAGCUUAGAACACACACUCACACAUUCUUGGCACAAAUGUGAUUUUGUUCACCGCUAGUAUGGACCAUGUAGGUAGUACCAGCUCCGCAAGCAUGGAAGUUAUUGUGGCAUGCAAGCUGUCAUCUGAGAAAGCUUAAGUAUAGACCUCAAUGGGUGCCAUCUUGGUAGUUUUUGGCCCACAGGUCUGUUUCAGGAAAGUUUCAUUAUCAUGGGGCCCAGAGCGCAUAUCUGAGUUUUACUUUUUAGAUUUCUUCCAUAUCUAUUAUGAAGUAAAUAGGACCACAAACCAGGACUGUAGGUGGCUGACUUUUCAACAGAAAUACUGCCAGAUUCUACCGUUCAGAACAGAGCUAAGAGUGCGUGCGUCUCACUCACACACAUACUAUGUUUGCAUCUAUUAAAAAAACAGAAAAUUUACAUACAGUGUGUAUGUAUAUUUAGCGGGUGUGGUUUUUUUUUUUUUUUUUAAAUGUUUUCCUGUCUGCGGGGAUCCGAGCAUUAUUAAACAUUUGGAGGGCUCCCGUUUCUUCCUUAAACCUGGCAUGCCUGUACCAUAAACUGUUACAGUGCACUCCAACCGACUGCAGUUCAAUUAGGGGGAGAUAUUUCCACAGGCACGUACUGCAUCAUUAACAAUCACAGCUGUAGCCCACUAGUUGGGAUCUGCUGAUUGUAUCUGUACGACCACAACUAGUAAGCUAAAAGAAAUGUGGAGCUGUAGUUUUCUAUUUAAGGUACGUUGUCAACAAGUUAUUUCAGAAGUAAACCGCCCCAUUCUACAUAACACAAAUUUUAUGCUGAAUAGCUUUCAAUAAUUGAUUUCAUUAAUCCAAAAUUAAAGGGUUACUCCACAACCACUUCAGCAAUCAGGUGUGUCUCUCUGUCUCUCUGUCUCUCUGUCUCUCUGUCUCUCUGUCUCUCUGUCUCUCUGUCUCUCUGUCUCUCUGUCUCUCUGUCUCUCUGUCUCUCUGUCUGUCAGGACCGAAGUAAAAGGGGCAAACCAUUGUAAAUGGUUGGAGUAAUUCUCUAAUUGAAUGUGUCUGCUGAGAUAGCAUGCACUUUCAUAGCAAAACAAAAUUCUAUAAAAUAAAUACAAAGUUCUGAAAGACCUUUUUGUUAAUACCAUUUUUCUGUAAAUAUAUGUAUACUUAAAAAAACAAACCCCUAACUUUACUGCUUUUAAAGUAGACUUGAUUUAAAUCCAGUUCAUCCUGCUAGAAAAGUAGGUGUAUGUUGGUCUUAUACCGUGUUCAUGGGCACUCUUGGUAAACUGAUAUUAACCAGCAACAAGCUUGCUGACAUUUUGGAGUCUGUCAUAUUUGUCAUCAAUUAUUAACGUGCUGAUUUCAGUAUCUUUAAAAAAAAAAACUAAAUUCUGUGGAGUGUUCUUUUAGUAACUACUCUUGGCAGUGACUUUCCAGAUAAGCUGUUCCUGAUCUGUACCUUCCUUUUUAACUGCCCUACCCUCCUCCUCAUUCUAGAAUACUAUCUCUUGGAAGAAAUCUGAGCCUUCUUCUAAAUUGCGAGAGAUGACAGGGCAGUGGGCUCUGUCAGUUUAGAAACAGACUGAAAUAACCUUUGUAAUCCAAGGCACUAUUCGUGAAAGGUUGCGUUUCUCGCUAUACGUUUUAUGAACCGUGCAGUUUUAUCUUAGAAGUGGACAUUUUACACAAGUAUAUAACAAGAGACAUACCAGGCUUGAGUUUACAAACUGUGGUUUAUUUUUUUUUUAUUUCUUUAUUUUUUUCCCCUCAUUUUAGUUGGUUAUUUAGAGCGAACAUCUUCCAUAGCGCACUAUAAGUUUUCUCUGUGAUUAUUGAAACCUUCAAAAGGUAAAGAAGACUCAAACAAGCCAUAAUUGCAGGGAUGCAAACACGUUUUAUAAAAAAAAGUCCCAAUUCAUCAAAUUAUUACAUGGUUACAUAGCUGAAAUGAGACUUGCGUCCAAGUUCAGCCUUCCUCACAUUUGUUUUUUGCUGUUGAUCCAAAAGAAGGCAAAAAAAAAAAGGUUUGGAACAAACUAGGGAAAAAGAAAUUCCUUCUUGACCCCAGAAUGGCAGUCAGAUUUAUCCUUGGAUCAAGCAGUUAUUACCCUACACUUAAGACAGUUAUGAUGUAAUAUACCACCCUGCACAAUUUGGGCAUAAACAAAGUUACGGCAGCAUGGUACGUCAUUGCAUUCGGCAGACACUCAGGAGAUCAAUACUUGCCUUGCCCUGCAAUCCCGAUUUGUGGGAUAUAUAUAUAUAUAUAUAUAUAUAAUUUUUUUUUUCUUUCAAUAAUCUUUUUAUUUUUUGCCAUGAAAAUCAGGUUUAAAAAAAAAAAAAUGAAUAUGCCCUUUACCUGUGUCUAUCUAAACUAACUGAUCUACAUAACCUAAACUUGACCCCACUCUUUAGUGUCCAGCAAUGGACAAUGACCGCACUGGCUAUAAUGUGUAUUGCACAAAAAUUAGUAACUUACAAAUUGUCCCUGCUCUACCACCAUUUCAAUCAGUGGGUUAGGGCAAUAUAUUGCUGGAAAUCUAAUGGCUGCACCUACAGUGGUGUACACAAAAUGUUAAAGACAAACUAUAUGGAGACUCUUAAUCAAACACCCACAAACCUAUAUCCGAGCUAUGUUGGAUAAUGUUACAGUAAACCUGGUAAGGCAGCUUGGACUGGAUCUUCAUGCAUCAGGCUGACUUAUUGGAAACAUUCGUCUGUAACCACGGGAGAAGUUAUUCCUCUUAGUGGCCUUUAACACUUUCAGCCUCUAGACUGCGCAAUGUCCUGUAUUUCAGCCCUGGAAUGUGCUAUGCACACUGUCACAUGGCCAUUCUUAUAGUUUGUUUGGAAGCUAUUCCUAUCCUAUAAUUGGAUGUUACUGACAGAACAACAUUGUGGCAGUUCUUUGGGCAUGCUAUUUUCCUGCAUGACCCCUUUUAAUUGUAAUUCUACCUCCUUUUAGAAGACCAUUUUAUGCUUCGAUCACAAGUUUGUGUAGUCCGCUGAUACCCUACGCUAAAAGCGGCAAAAGUCCAAAAUAGCUAUUGCAAACCGUAAAUGACAAGUAGCAUGAAAUAAAGAUUUUUCAUUUUGUUUAGUGUUGACCUUUUGUUCCAACUUUCAAUUUAAAACUUGACUAACCUGUUUUAGAGGGGUCUCCAGGUCCUAAAGUUAGUAAGGUUUACUAUAGAAAGGACAAGUUUUUGGUACACUUGAAUGGGUCACAUGAUUUUUUUUUGAAUGGAAUAAGUGUGAGUAAUAACACAAUAUACUGUAUUUUUAUUCUGCUCCCUGACAAAGUAAGGUUAAGAACUGGUCUAGUUGUUUUCAAUUCUAAGAUUAUUUUUGGAAGUUUGUGGCUUCACUGGUUGUCUGUGUACGUUUCAGGAAGAAGGGAUUUAGCCAUACUCUUUAAUUUCCUUGUGGUUGAACUUCUCUUCCUUGGCUUCAUGCCUUCACCCUUCUGCCAGGGAAGGGGUGAGGGGAACUCUGUAAUCUAGGCCUUACUGUUUUCUCUGGGUGUCUACUUUAUCAAACUGAACACCAUUUUGAAAACAAAUGCCUUCUAAUAAAAUGACACCCAUAGUGAGUUUAACUUUAUAAUGCGUUGAUCUUGUAACUGAAAAUGGUUGGCGCAAGGGCAUCAUAUGUAUUGCGUCCUAGUCUCAGCCAUAAGAAGUUAAUUGAUGUAGCAGCACUGCUUACCACAUUUCAGUUAAAGCUGUUUGUAAUGUUGAAAGCGUCUAAUGAAGGGGAUUUUCUGAAGUGCAAGAGAGAUCUAUAUCGAGGCAAAAGUAGGUGCUAGCAUGGCUCACAGGGCUUUCUCUACACUAUCUUGUGUGUAUGUGUUUUACCUGGAAUCCAGUGCUGGGCAAAGUUCCCAGCGCUACCUUCUACGCUUUGUCAUUGUUUAAGUCCAAUUAAAUGAUUCUCGUACAGAAGUUUUUGAUUGCACCACUAUUAUGUGCGUUCUCUGAGGCAGGAAGGGGAGGGUAUUUAUAAUUUAAUACAAAGAGGUAGGCUGGACUGCUCAGAGUAAACAGUCACAUGUGCAGCGUGUGUAUUUUGCCCCCAGUACACAAGUGCAAGUAUCUCUGUAUGUUCAAGCAGAAAUGCUGCACAUACUAACUUCUAUUGCCAUGUAAGUUGAUGGUACUGUUGUCAACCCGUCCUUACAAGCUCGCUGUCUUGGUGUUCUCUUUGAUUUUGGCCUCGCCUCUUCAUCUCAUGUCAUCUUUGUCAAAACAAACUUGUUUUCCUGGCACUAUAGGUCUUUAGGUGCCCCCCUCCCGCUGGGCGGAAGGGGUUAAAACCCCUUCAGCCACUUACCUUUCUCCAGCGCCGGUUACCUCUCCUCCCCUGUCGACGUCAGAUCCACAUGCGCAGCAAGAGCCGCGAGCCCAUUCAAACCGCCCAUAGGAAAGCAUUACUCAAUGCUUUCCUAUGGACGUCCAGCGUCUUAUCACUGUGAUUUUUCCACAGAGAGAAUCGCGGAAGCACCUCUAGCGGCUGUCGGUGAGACAGCCACUAGAGGCUGGAUUAGCCCUCAGUGAAACACAGCAGUUUCUUUGAAACUGCUGUGUUUUCAGUUACAGGGUUAAAACUAGAGGGACCGCACCCAGACCACUUCAUUGAGCUGAAGUGGUCUGGGUGCCUACUGUGGUCCUUUUUAAGUGAAGAGGCUUGUUCAUGCUCUAAUAUCACAUUGAUUAAUGUAGUUCUCUCCUUACUGUUAAUUUGUGCCUGAGGGUUUGGUGUGGGGGUGGUUUUUUUUUUUUUUUUUUUUCCUCUCCAGAAACACUGUAGUGUCUAUAGCCAUUCCCUUUAGGCUCUUCAAUGUAAACAUUGCCUUUUCAGGGAAAAUACAUUAUUUAAAUUGCUGCCUAGUAACACCUCAAGUGGCCGUCUCUCAAGGCGCUAGAGGUGCUUACUAGUCCAGUACUGUGCAGCACCUAUGUCAUCGCUCUGCUCUCUGUCGCGCACUGUUUAGUAUGCUGGGGGUGAAAUGACUUCACAUUUCAGCUCCCGGCAUCACUGCAGGGUGCGCAAUAGAGCAUUUCAGGGAGAUGACAGUUCACUCCAUUUCACAAACCGACUGGAAGCCAGACUCUGCUCUCCCACAACACCGACCGCAUGCCUGCUGCUCUCAAAGCUUCAGGCCGACAGAUCCCAGGCGAGAAUUUGUUGAGCCUUGAUUUUAAGAAGUCCCUUAAAACCAUUUCUUCAGAAAAGCUUAUGGCCUCCCAGAGUAACUUCUGUUUCACAAAACACUCAUGGAAAGCUGUAGAAAAUAAUUUGACUUUCCAAAUUAAAAUGGAAAAAGCUACAUGCGUGUGUUUUUGUAAAUGCAAACAAAAAUUUUAAAUCUGUGUUGAUGGGGAGGGGGUGUAAGAAGAUGACUGAUGUUCCCUGCGCACUAGAUUAACUGGUGGUUUUAGGUUGUGGGAUCUGGUCUCUGAAAUUAACUUUCUAGAGCAGAGGUCAAACAGUCUCUGGACUAUUGGGAGUCCAAGUCGAACUUCAGAUAUCAGCUAGUACAAACCGAGCGGUGACUGUAGGUAGUAAGGGAUAACCCUCAUUUUAAACUUUGCAGCACUUGGUUUUCUGAGAUCACUUCCUCUAUCUCUCAGCACAAGAAUCCACACUGAAGUAGAGCAGCUCCCGCCUUUUACCUGUACCUGGCCACUGUCCCCAGUGGACUACGGGGAAGCCUCUCAUACGGCUGGAUAUAUAUUUUCACACUUAUACAAUAUAACUGACCACACACGCACAAAUACAAUGCUGCAAAGCAACUGCAGCACCCAUGCAUAGUACAGCAAUAUACAAACCUCAAUUUAAAAAAAUAAAUAAAAAAAUUCGGACUGGCACACCAAGGGACUUCAAGAUAUUGUUUUGGCGCAGUAUUACAAAAAGGUUGCCUACCCCUGUUCUAGAGGUUCCUUUUAAUAGAGGACAUGUCUAAAGGAUUUCAACAAUGUUAACACACUCAAGUGAAUUUGAAACUUCAGGCCACAGUAGCUGAACUGGGAACAGCUGAUUUAAAUGAUUCCAGUUCAGCUGUUUUAGCUCUUUAAAUUUUAGAUUAAUUUUAAUUCCCCACAAUUCUUAAGUGAAUAACACUGCGUUUUUAGCCAACGCACUAGAUCCCAUCCAAGGCAAUGUAGAUUUUAUUUUAUUUUUUCAUUACCUGAUGCUAUGUAAUAAAAAACAAAACUAUUGCUCAAAAAAAAAAAAAUGCUUCUAACAUAAUUUUUUUUUUCUUGUGUGUGAUGAAAGAGGGACGGAUUGAAACAAGUACCAUUUGAAUUCAUGAAUCUGUUUUUGUUUUUUUUGUUUUUUCUCCUUUCUUGCUCCAGCAUUGGGAUGUCUUCACAGAAGUAACAGAAGUUUUCAUCCUUGUGCCAGCUCUGCUUGGGUUGAAGGGUAACCUGGAAAUGACACUGGCAUCUCGUCUCUCUACUGCCGUGAGUCCCUCAAAAUGUCAUUCUAAGUAAUGUCACGUGAAGAAUAACAUGCCUGUGAUCACUCCUUUUUAAAACAAACUUAUUUUAGAUGUGCUGCGUGACCUUUUCUAUGAAGCACCGGCAUAGCUUUCUUUCUAAUUUCCAGUCUUACAAGUUUUUAAUCACUGUCCCUAUUUGACAAUGACAUUUUUGUUUCUAUACUGCUGUCGAUUGACUGUGACAUGGCAUGUUAACUUUUUUUUUUUUUUUUUUUUUAAUGUUUUGUCCAUUAAGCUUUGCAAGGUAUGUGGGAUUUCUUUUAUUUUUAUUUUCUCUGCUUCCUGUUUGUGUUGGUAUUUGAAACUUUUUGUAAAACGUAUGACUAAUUGAAUAUUUUGGUUCUUGUUCUACAGUAAAGGCUAGUAUUUCUCCAGGCACUGUUGAACAACAAUUUCCAUGAUCCUUGGUUAGGCUGUGGCUUGGGGAGGCAAUCUGGCUUAUCUUUCUGCCAGUAGAGCGCUAUAUCCACACUUUCCACCAUCCAAGGAAUUGGAUACAUCGUAGUGUAGUAAGCUUUUCUAUCUUUAUGUCCCACGCAGCAGCAGAAGAGCAAUAGUAUUCUUUAGUCAAACUUUUUUAUUUAUUUAUUUUUUAACUGCUGGUCUUUUUGCAAAAAAAGUUUCAUAAACACAUGGUGCAUAGAGUGCUCUUGGCUCACUCAUGUCAGAGUAUCUUAUAAGUUUUGUAAAUGCUGCUAUAAGACAAGCACACAAAGGCUGACCAUCUGACGUCCUAUAACUUGGUUGUGGGUUGUAUUUGCAUCCAACAUGGGAAACCCCUUUUCUCACUGGAGGAGCCAUGCAGUCCACAACAGAUUUCCCAAUAGUGUUUAAAAAAAACAAAAAAAAAAGACGAGCUCUUUGUCCCCUUUUUCUUUUCUUUUUUAGUUCAAUAAAUUAUUUUAUGUAUUUUCUGUAUUCAGGGUCAAACUUUUUUUCACUCUUUUUAAACAUUUAUUUAAUGUGUACUAUUGUAUAAAAGCAUGUGUUUGCAUCAGGUAACAGAUGAGUAUAACUGACCUUUUCCUGACUCUCCUUGACAUGGGUGAAUCCCUUCAUAUUGCAUUGCCUUGGACCUAAAUUAUGUUUGUGACCCAAAAACUGGACCUUUAUUGCCAGGUUUCAAAAGAUUGUCUAGUCUUUCAGCAUUCUACUUUAGAUAGAUGGGGGGGCAAUGGCUACUAGGUGCACAUGACCAAGCGCAUACUUUCAUGAUGUAGUCCAGACCGCAAAAAGCUUUAGAAUAGAUUAAAGGACCACUUCAGCUUAAUGAAGUGGUCUGGGUGCCAGGUCCAGCUAGGUUUAACCCUUUUUUCUAUAAACAUAGCAGUUUCAGAGAAACUGCUAUGUUUAUAAUCGGGUUAAUCCAGCCUCUAGUGGCUGUCUCACUGUGAUUUUAUAUAUAUAUUUUUUUUAUUUUUUUUACAGUGAGAAGACGCCAGCGUCCAUAGGAAAGCAUUGUGAAUGCUUUCCUAUGGACUGGCUGAAUGCGCGCACUGCUCGUCCACGCAUGCGCAUUCAGCCGAGGAGGAGAGUUCCCCGCCCGGCGCUGGAGAAAGACAAAGGCACAUGUUUGUGCCGAAACGCGCGUUGAGCGUUACUUUUUGAUUACUAUUAAUCUUAUUUAGGAUCAGCUUAUAUUUAGCCUUAUCCAGUAUAUAUCUAGCUUGGUCUAGGGUUCAUUUAUACUAUUUAGGGCUUGCUAUUUAAUCAGUAUUUGUGGUUUAUUUAUAUUACUUUAGGGCUUACUACUAUAGAGGCUUGUUUAUAUACCACUUAGAGCUUACAAUCUAAUCAAGCUAGAUAGCUAUCGACUACGUCCUAGGAGCUUUAGCUAGUUUGCUCUUGAUACGUAGGACUUCUUUCAGAUCUCUCUCAACUUGUUAGGUAGUUUGUUUUACACUAGUCGUCCUUCUGGGCUAUCAAACAGACUCCUUGAGGGAUUUUGCUCGCCCUUUUGGAGUAAUGAGUUUGGAUUAAUCCGAAGGUUUAUCCAUAUCACUAUAGAGGAUUACUCUUACCUCUCUUUACUGUCCGGCCGGACUUAAUAUUUACUUGCACUCCACGUUCUCUCUACCAUCUAUUGAUUUUGGGGGCUGUAUGGGGGUGUCAUAAUCGGGACUGUAGAUACCUUGUCGGUUAGUAUCCAGACUAAUUUAUCGUUCGGGUUUUUCGUUUCUCUAGAAUUGAUGUUGAGCAAUAUUUAAUACUCUCACUAUAUUCUUACUCUGAUUAGGCAGCAACUGCACAUGCAGAUAUUUGUUUUGCUGCGCUAAAAGGGUUUAUUCGGAGUUGUGACGAAGUGCCCUUCGCCACUUGGUCCUGGAGAGGCCUACUUGCCAGCCUCCUCCCCUGUGACUGACUCUUUCAUGUAUCUGGCUUUAAAGCCCCUAGUCUACCUUCAGACAGACUAUUUAUGUAGGCUGCUUUAUUUAUCUUAUGUUUUAGUCACCCUGUACCCAUUAUAGGUGCAGGGUGUGUGUAAUGUAAUUGUUUAUAGUGUGUGUGUGUACUGUGAAAUGUAUUGCCUGCUCUCCUGUACUGCUGAGGUUUGCUACCAACUAGGUGGGUUUGGCUAUGGAGCUUGUCUAGUGCCCUCUGUUGGUAGCAACAGCAAUAUGCACUACCUGAAUUGCAAGACUGGUUCAUUUGCAUAUUCGGGUAGAUUUGCAUAUUGCUAAUUCUGCAGGCAGGUGAGAUAUUUAAUGUUAAAUAUUGUCUCCCCCCACCCCUUUAAAAAUGUGCCAUUGUGUUGUGAUAAGUCACUGUGUGUUGCUUGAUAUGGUUUGACUGUUUGUGAUUUUAUUGAGGUUUCACAACAAUGUUAUUGUGGUGACCCUAUUGGCUGGUCCCAAGGGAAAUAAAGGUUUUGACAGUUCUUCUUGAUCCCUCUAAACGUAGCCUUGUCUCGUUAUUGGAGGGAGCUGUUAUAAUCACACUGGGGAUUGCUAUGCUCUUUAUGCUUCCCUGAGCUUGAGUCACUUAGCUCUUUUAAGAGCUUGUUCCUGACACGCUCUCCUUGGAGGAGGGGUCUUCACCACACAGUCAUGGAUGCUGGAGGUUCAUACUGGGUGGAAGGAAGAGUUCUUUCCCAGACAGUCCUGGAGGACAGAAGCUGAUCCAGGGUGGAAGGAAGACGGCGAGACUCCAGUCAAGAUACAGCAGUUGCGGAGUCUGCGGUGGUUGCGGUGUCUGCUGCAGUGCUUGGAGUCCUCAGGAAGCGCUAGGAGCAUCCGUCAACGGAGGGUACUCGGUCGGAGUACAGGGAGCUCCGUUACAGGAGUCUAUCGUUUUAGUGGUUAUAUGUUGCUUUCUUAUCCCGCUGAUACAAUGUUGCAUACCAGCUGUCAGUAAAUGUUACUAACUAGCUGGCAACGAUUACUUAUAUCAGUUAUCGUUGCAAACAUUCAAAUAGGUCACUAAAUAUGAUCUGAUUAACAUUCUUGCACAAUAGUAGAUGAUCCUAUUUUGUUUUUAAUACACUGUAUAUACACCCGAGUAUUUUCCAAAGUUAUUUUCGUUUUCCCUGUUCCUUAAGAGGGACUAAUAAAGUUUUAUUUAUUUAUUUAUUAGUUCUAUUUAUGCUCCAUGACUAGCAAUUUAUGGCUCUACAAUAACGGAGCAGUCACAUUCAGGGUAUAGAGACUGCAAUUGGGAGCACUUUUUAGUUAACCCAUUCCAGCCUCUUCAUCAAAAUUUAACCACUUCCACCCCCUAGAGCCUGGUGGGAGGGGGGCCCUGAGGGUAGGGGCACCCUCAGGGCACUAUAGUGCCAGGAAAACGAGUUUGUUUUCCUGGCACUAUAGUGGUCCUUUAAUAUUCAGUGCAUGCCACAGGAAAAAACCUCAAACAUGACCAUAAGCACUUUAAAUCAGUUAUGCAGUAUUAAGAGGCUGUAAAAUCCACUCUGGAAUGCCAAUUUACAGGCUCUUGUAUUUAUAUAACUUUUUUUAAUUUUUUUUUUUUAAUUUUACUAGAAACUCCCUCUCGUAUUGUUUGCUUUUGUUAUCUUGUUUAUUAGUUUCAUCAGUAUGACCUGGCCACUUUACCAAGACACUUGGUCGGUGUGUGUGUGUAGCGUUUGUUAGGUUACCAAAGGGUUUCCAUGUUGUGGAUUGAUAUAGGUUUUUACAGUUUUAAUACUUUUGUUUUGAUUAGUGGGCCUUUUAUUUAAGCUAAGAAGUUCCAGAUGCUCGACCAUGGACAUGCAUAGCAUCUGCUGUCAACAUACUCUCAUGCUGACACCAGACAUCAAGUAGAUAGCCACAGGUAAGUUAAACUAUUGAAUCUGUCUCCUUGGCCAGUAGUAGGCAUGGAAAGUGUGUGUGUGUGAUCUAAAUGGGGCCUUGCAAAUGAAAUGGGACAUUUGCAAGGCUGCAGAGGCCGCAUCUAUGCUCCAAAGUAACAUAAGACAUGUCUAUCUUCUGUCUGUACUCCCACCUCUGAUGCUCGCCUUCAAGACUUCUCGAGGGCUGCACCGUUCCUGUUUAACUCACUUCCCUCCUCUGUUAGAUGCUCACCCAGUCUCAGCUCCUUCAAAAAAUCAUUAGCAACCCACUUCUUCAUAAAAGCGUAUCAAUUAAACUGUUAAUAGCUCACGACUGAUUCCUCUCUUGCAGCUGUCAUUAGUCUAAUACUAUCCUUACCUUUUUGUGUCAUUUUACCCCACUCCCUCUAGCAUGUAAGCUCAUUUGAGCAGGGCCCUCAACCCCUCUGUUCCUGUGUCCAACUUGUCUGGUUAGAACUACAUGUUUGUUCGUCCACCCACUGUAAAGUGCUGCGGAAUUUGAUGGCGCUAUGUAAAUAGUAACAUAAUAAUAUGAAGUGAUUUUGGUGCCUGGAAUGUAUCUUACCACUUUUAGUGUGUGUUUUCAUUGGACUAACCACUCUUACAAUGCUAAACAUGAACCAUUAUGUUUACCAUCAACAUACCUGUUCAAAAUAUUGAACACCUCUUACAAAAUGCCAGAAAUUCCCCAAAAACCUCAACAAAACGAAUGCACUCUGCACUGUUCCAUAUUGCGUUAUCAUUUAAAGGGACCCUAUAGUCCCCAGAAGCACUCCAGCUUAAAGGACCACUAUAGUGCCAGGAAAACAUACUCGUUUUCCUGGCACUAUAGUGCCCUGAGGGUGCCCCCACCCUCAGGGUCCCCCUCCCGCCCGGCUCUGGAAAGGGGUUAAAACGUACCUUUUUCCAGCGCUGGGCGGGGAGCUCUCUGCCUCCUCUCCUCCUCCGAUCCGCCCCGUCUGCUGAAUGCGCACGCGUGGCAAGAGCUGCGCACGCAUUCAGCCGGUCACAUAGGAAAGCAUUCUCAAUACUUUCCUAUGGACGCUGGCGUGCUCUCACUGUGAUUUUUCACAGUGAGAAGCACGCAAGCGCCUCUAGUGGCUGUCAAUGAGACAGCCACUAGAGGGAAUGGGGGAAGGCUUAACCCAUUCAUAAACAUAGCAGUUUCUCUGAAACUAUGUUUAUAAAAAAAAAAAAAAAAUGGGUUAACCCUAGAAGGACCUGGCACCCAGACCACUUCAUUAAGCUGAAGUGGUCUGGGUGCCUAGAGUGGUUCUUUAAUGUAGUGGUUCAAGUGUCUAUAUCCUGUCCUUGCAGGCUUUUUUUAAUCUAAACAUUGUAUGUGGUGUACAUGUUCUCGCGCCGCCCCCCCCCCCCCAGUAGUACUUCAGAUAGAAUCUUUAUGAAAUACUCAUCCCAGUCAAGCGUUCUAUAGGUACUGCUUUGUCUCUGUAUAUUUUCUUUCUUUGACUCUGGCCGGAGUCUAAGUGUCAAUCCCGAAAGCAUUCACCAGUGACUGCUGCAGGUAAUUGGCUCUGUCUAGAGUAUCCUGCACAAAUGCAGAGUUUCAUUUGUCCAUGCUCUUUCCAAUUUCUCUACUUCGUGAUCCAUCGUUCUAAUGCAUACCCAGCUGGGAAAGUUAGUGAUACUUGGAAAGUGUCUGAUUUAUUUCUAGUAAUCUACAAUUACACUAUAAUUUACUAACAUGACCAUUUAUUGUCUUUCUUCCACAGUAGAAUACAAAGGCUAAGUGGUGUUUUUACCUUAACUUCCCUUAACUUAUUUUAAUUUACAUUACAGGCAAAUAUUGGGCAAAUGGAAACUUCCAAAGAAAAAUGGGCAAUGAUUAUUGGCAACAUGGCAUUGAUACAGGUAGGUAAUACUAACAUUCAUUGUGGCAGGAGUGUGUGUGUGUGUGUAAUAAAAUUGAUUCCAUUUGUUAUGUUUAAAAGAUCAUUUUGCCUUGCCUUUUGUGCAACAAAUUUUCUAGUAGUCUCUGAUCCUUCUCUGGUGAACUUGUCAAGUUCAUGAUUGACACAUUGUGUGAUUUCAUGGUAAAUCAGCAUUUUUGUAAACCGUAUAAAAUCCAUUUAACAUUUUAAGUGACGGCAGACAGGCUUUCACUGUUCCUGCAGUGGACUCUAUUUUGCCAUGAAAUUAAAACCCAACGAGAUGGAUGUCUCCUAUAAAUUACCUGUAAUAAAAAGGAACUCCUUGCAGCGGGUGACUGGCAUUCCUUACUAUAAUGCUCUGUGGUGGCUUGCUUCGUUUAAAUGCUGUGUAUCUUGAAAUUAAUUGUGGGUUUGGGAAUUUUUUUGUUUUCUUUUCUGCAAGUGUGUGUGUGUGUGUGUGUGUGUGUGUGUGUGUGUGUGUGUGUAUAUAUAUAUAUAUAUGUAUAUAUAUGUAUAUAUGUAUAUAUGUAUAUAUGUAUAUAUGUAUAUAUGUAUAUAUGUAUAUAUGUAUAUAUAUAUAUAUAGUGUGUGUAUGUGUGUGUAUGUAUGUGUGUAUAUAUAUAUAUAUAUAUAUAUGUAUAUAUAUAUAUAUAUAAUUGUAUGUGUGUUUUGGGUUUUUUUUUUUUUCUCCUGAGGUUAUGCAUGGUUGCCCAUUCCUUUAUUGUACAUUACCACUCGCUAAGAUAACCGCAAACAAAUUUUGCCUAGAAAUAUAUCUGUAAACGAUCUCCAGCUCAUAUUGUGGACAUAUGUGUAACUACUUCCAGUAAUUUUUCAGUUACUUUGUCCCCAAGAGAGCAAUCCUUCUCAAAGGAGAAUAAGUCUCUGCUAUGUAGCAUUUCUCUCUCUCAGCAUGGAGACGGCUCAUUUAUACCAUCAGCUAAUGUCUUCCACUCCUUUCUCUUAUUCUUUUAUUUUUUAAAGCUAAAGUUUCAAGGUAAAUACACAAUCUAUUGACUUGGUCCUUAUCUUAUAAGGUAGUUAAUUUAAAGGAACAAUGUACUUGAGCUUAUUGAAGUUGUUGGUGUCUAGUAGUCUACCUCCACCCCACAACUUGACUACAUCCACAAAAUGUUGUAUUUUAAUAAUUAGACUUGGAAGCUUAGGUUGAAGACCUCUGUGUAGGAGAGCUGUGACUGGUACUUCCUGGUUCUCAUGUCCAGGCAUACUGGCCUAUUAUUCACGGUUAUUUUGAUCCAAGGAAAGAUUUGACUGGGGUCAAUGGGAUUUUUUUUCUCAGUUUGUUUCAAAGUUUGAAAGCGCCUCAAAUUAGGAUUUAUACCUUCUUUUGGAUCAACAGCAGAAACAGAUGUGAUGCUGAUCUUGAUGGACACAAGACUCUUCUCAGCCUAUGUUACAAUGUAAGAUCCAUUAGGGCAAAACUGGAUAACGUUCGAAUAAAAAUGCAAGAGGUAGAAAAGUGACAGCCAAAUGUAACGCUAUAGUUACCAGUACAAUUACAGCUUAGUGUCUGUUCUGGUGAGUAUAAUCCUUACCUUCAGGCUUUUUGCAGUAAACUGUCUUUGCAGAGAAAAUGCAGUGUUUACGUUACAACCUAGUGAUAAAUCCACUAGUCACUCCUCAGAGGUGUUUCCUGUGCAGCACUGCCAUUCAGUGUCUCCAUCCUCUGCAUGGAGACAUUGAACUUUCCUCAUAGAGAUAAAUUGAUUGGCCAGGGCUGUGUUUGGUUUGUGCUGGCUCUGCCCCUGAUCUGCCAAUCAUAUGGGAAAGUUGUGAUUGGCUGAGAACAAGACUUCUGAUUAUGUCAGCCAAGGAGGCAGAUCAGGGGCAGAGCCAGUAGCAGCAGACUGUGGGGGGAAAAAGGUAAGAUUUUACUAUAUUUAGUGGGGGGGAAGAGGGGCUAGAUGGUGCGUCUAACACUGCAGGGUCAGAAAUACAUGUUUGUGUUUCUGAUCAUAUAGGGUUAUUAAAUGUAAGAUAUGAGCUGCAAAGGAAAUUGUUGGUCUAUGUUUUAAACCUGCUAAGAUUGGAAUCAAUCUCUUGAAGCUGUGUGUACUCUUGUUUUAUGGAAUUAUUCCUCAUGGUUGUCUUAAUCUUCACACUUUCAGGUCCAAGCUACAGUUGUUGGAUUCUUGGCUUCCAUAGCAGCAGUUAUUUUUGGCUGGAUCCCUGAUGGAAUCUUCCGCAUUGAUCAUGCUGUCUUGUUGUGCGCAAGUAGCGUUUCCACUGCAUUCAUAGCUUCUUUGAUUCUUGGUGAGAAACUGUAAUGUAGUAGUUUUUUUUUUUUUUUUUUCCUUCUAUUUGUUUCCAUUGUGGAGAUGGUGUAUUUACAUAGAAAGUAUGGCUAUGUCCUUAAUUGAUCUUCUCUCUAUUUCUGACAGGACUGGUGAUGAUCGGUGUGAUUAUUGGUUCCAAGAAGUUGGGCAUCAACCCAGAUAAUGUAGCAACGCCUAUCGCUGCAAGUUUAGGAGACCUGGUUACUCUGGCAUUGCUUUCGGGAAUCAGCUGGGGACUCUAUAAGGAGAUGAGUAAGUGGCUGAACCAUGACAAAAUGUCCUACUAGAUAAAGUCUGUGUUUCUUAAAAAUAAUAGGUGGUCUUAUUCUGUGCUCUAUAAAUAAGAACGUUGUCCACUUUACUUGGUGUACGUAAAAAAAAAAAAAAAAAAAGUUGCAACACAAAAUGAGUUGAGGGCCCCAUCUUGUGUGAACUUGGUCUAUAUCAAGGGUAGGCAACCUUUUGGCACUCCAGAUGUUGUGGACUAAAUCCCCUUUAAUGCUCUUCCAGCCAUAAUGCUGGCAAAGCAUCAGGGAAAAUGUACUCCACAACAUCUGGAAGAGUGAAGGUUGCCUACACUAAAUGGAUGUAAGGGGUGAGAAAGCAGAGGUGAGACUGAUAAUAGUGAGAUGAGGGUAUUUAUUGGUUGUGGCAUGCAAUAGCUACUUAACAUUCUUUAGCUGUUUGAGUCAAUCAAUCACAAUUUUUUUUUUUUUGCAUAUCUCUAGCCAUAGGAUCCUCCUUAAUAUAUAAAGAGAAGUUAUUUAACAUUUCUGCCUUUUCCUCGUUUUCAUUAACUUACAUGCACACCUCGCUUUUCAGUGUACCUACACUUUCAUUUUGUACUUUUAGGAUUUUUGUACUUAAGAAAUGUUUUGCUCUUUGGCCAUCAAUUUCUAAUUUUGUAGUUUAGCCAAUCUAAUGGCAGUCUUGCAUGCAUUAUUGCCUUCAGUGUCUUAUUUAGAAUGUCUGAUAUGUCCAAUUUUGCAAUGCUUUAAAUGCCCUUUUCUUAUUUGUAAUCUCUUGGUUUACUUUCCCAUUAAGCCACAUUGGUUUCAAUUUGGUUUUUAUAUUUAUUACCCAAUGGUACAUCCUGAGAAAACCUUUUCUAAUACAUGUUUGAACAUAUCCCAUUUAUCCUCAGUGGCUUUUUUUUUUUUUCACUAAAGCGUUUAUGCCAAUCAAUAUAUCAUAAAGCUGCCCUUGCCUUAUUGUAUUUGGCCUUUUUAACCCCUUAGUGACCAGACAGUUUCAAUUUUCUUACGUUGAGGACAAGGGAUGUUUUUACAUUUCUGCGGUGUUUAGCUGUAAUUUUCCCCUUACUCAUUUACUGUACCCACACAUUUUAUAUACCAUUUUUCUCGACAUUAUAUGGUCUUUCUAAAGAUACCAUUAUUUUCAUCAUAUCCUAUAAUUUACAAUAAAAAUUAUAAAAUAUGAUGAAAAAUUAAAAAAACACACUUUUUUUUUUUCUAACUUUGACCCCCAAAAUCUUAUGCAUCUACAACCGCCAAAAAACACCCAUUCUAAAUUUUGUCCUGAGUUUAGAAAUACCCAAUGUUAACAUGCUGUAAGCCCCCUUUAAAAAACAAAACAAAAAAAAAACCCAUGGUAUUCAAUAUUGGGUAUGUCCAGUCUUUUUUAGUAGCCACUUAGUCACAAACACUGGCCAAAGUUAGCAUUUAUAUUUGUUUGUGUUUUUAAAAUUACAAAAAAAACUAUUAUGAACACUAACUUUGGCCAGUGUUUGAGACUCAGUGGCUUCUAGAAAAGACUGGCCAUCUUCUUUUGCAAAUGGUAUGCCAUCAUGGGGGUAAUUCUCAUUCCUGGGCUACCAUACGCUCUCAAAGGCAAAAUUACCAAUCUGGCAAAUUUCAAACCUUAUAUUUGACCUUGUACAAAAACACUAUAAAACCUGUAUAUGGGGGUGCUUGCAAAUUCAAUUCUUCCUCCGUUCAGUUUAUACUUCAGCGGCCGUGUCCAGUGUUUGGAAAGAUGCCGGCUGCUGCAAGGUGGCGCUGUAUAAUAACGCCGCCCACAAUUGGCACUAGUGACGUGUGCGUGCAACGUCAUGUUUUCGCCGUGCAUGCAUGUUCUGGGGUCAUGGGACCCAAAUCAGCCAAUAGCAGGAUUUACUGGGUUAUUUAAACCUAAACCUGCAGUUGUUCAGUGCCCUGUCGUGGUUUCCAUCCUGAUGGUUAUCCGAGAGCGCAUUCCUGAUUCUGAUAUUUGGUUUUUGAUCUUGGCUUGGCUUGACUUUCUGUAUUUCUGGUAUCCCUGACCCUUUGGCUUUGUUCUUUCUGUAUUCCUGACCUCGCCUCGUUGCUGUUUUUUAUUUAUUUAUUUUUUUAUUGCUUUAAUUCCGGCCAUUCUAAGACCCGGUAAUACGUUGUUACUGUUUGUUACUGUUUUACUUAAUUCUGUGUGUUGGCCCACUGGUUCGUCCUGACAUUACGACAGGGACAUGGACGCUGCAGAGUUAAGUCAACACAUGUUGGGAUUGGGCAAAUCCUUUAUGGGAGCGCAACAAGUAUAUCGGAUAUGAUUAUGCGGUAUUCCUAGCUGAGUUCAAGCUAACUUUUGAGCCAUUGGGUAAGGAAAAUGAUGCGGAAAAAGCCCUCAUGCGCAUAAGACAGGGCACUCGCUCUGUUGCUGAUUAUGCAAUUGAGUUUCGAACAAUUGCCUCACAGGUGGAUUGGACAAACAGUGGCCUCGUCACUGCUUUUGCUGAAGGCCUGUCCGAUAUCAUUCUAGAUGAGGUUGCUGCCAGAGACUUGCCAAACAAACUUAACGAGUAUAUAACUUAUAUGAUACAGAUCGAUAACCGGUUAAGAGAAAGGGAAAGGAUCAGAAACAAACCUAGAAGAAAUAACACUUUUCUCGCUCCCCACUUCUCCAACUCUGUUGUUCACAAACCCCCUAUUGUAGCACCUGAACCUAUGCAGUUGAGAGUUAUGAGGUCAUCUGAAGCAGAAAGACAAUUCAGGAGGGUUUGUGUAUGUAUUGUGGCAAGAAGGGACAUAUAAGGGUAAAUUGCCCGAUUCGUCCGGAAAACACUCGCAACAAAGUACAUUCUGGGACCAGCCUUAGGUGUUGUGUAUAUGUCCCCCACUAUGCCUCUUUCAAUACUACUUUUUUCUGUUACACAACAUUGAGGUCAAUUGCAUAGCCCUAUUAGACUCGGGAGCAGCAGAAAGCUUUAUUGAUGCACACUUUGUGUCCACACACAAAAUACCUCUAAGGGAGAGGUCAACACAUUUUUGGCCGUUGAGGCCAUAGAUGGUAGACCUCUUAGGAAUACACUCAUUACCCAUGAGACCUUACCUGUUUUAUUGCAAGUAGGGGCCUUGCAUAAGGAACAAAUCACUUUUCAGGUUAUCUCCUCACCCUCUUGUCCCAUUGUACUUGGUUUUCCAUGGCUAAUCAAACCUGAUCCACGUGUAGAUUGGAGGAAAGGGGAGAUACUAAAGUGGGGGGAUGUUGUAACAGAUGUUUAAAGCCUAUAACCUAAGGAAUUGGGUACUAUAAAUGUUCCUACUUCCUCUCCAUUGUCCACUACGGUUCCCUCCCAAUAUUGGGAGGUAAAGGAGGUGUUUAACAAGGUACAUGCUGAUACACUUCCACUGCAUAGCUCUUAUGAUUGUCCAAUAAAUCCAUUACCAGGUACUAUACCCCAAAAUGGGCGAGUUUACACACUGUAAAAUCAUGGAGGAAUAUAUAUGCAGGAUGCGUUGACUACAGGUCAUGUACUCUCUUUCCCCAGCAGGAGCAUGUUUUUUCUCUGUAUCAAAAAAAAAAAAAGUCAUCUGCAUCCUUGUAUUGAUUACAGGGUGCUUAAUAAAAUCCCCAUAAGAGACGCUUACCCUAUACAACUUAUUUCAGAACUCUUUGACAGGUUUAACGGGCCAAGAUAUUUACUAAACUGGAUUUAACCCCUUAAGGACCGAACUUCUGGAAUAAAAGGGAAUCAUGACUUGUCACACAUGUCAUGUGUCCUUAAGGGGUUAAGGAGGGCUUACAAUCUAGUUAGACUCAAGGAAGGACAUGGAUGGAAAACUGCAUUUAAUACCCGUAAUGGGCCUUAUGAAUACUUAGUCAUGUAAUGCCCCCACUGUUUUCCAGGAUCUCCUCAAUGAUGUAUUGAGAGAUUUUAUUUAUUCCUUCAUGUUAGUUUAUCUAGAUCUACUGAUAUACUCACCUGAGCUAGGCAUUGACCAUGCGCAAGUUAAACUAGUUCUACAGACCUUACUCAAGAAUGGUCUGUAUUGUAAACUAGAAACAUGUGUAUUUGAUCAGAAAGAGGUAUUUUUUGGCUAUACGAUAUGUGCCUCAGGAUUCAAGAUGGAUCCCAAGAAACUAGAGGCAGUGUUGCAAUGGCCUCUACAUCAUGGUUUAAAGGCUAUCCAAAGGUUCAUUGGGUUUUCCAAUUAUCGUAAUAAAAAAAAUUACGAUAAUCGCCCCGAUCACCAAUUUGACACGUAAGACGGUUAAAGGUACAUUAUGGCCAAAAGAGGCCAUUAAGGCCUUUGAACAACUCAAGGCUUCAUUUGCUUCAGCACCUAUACUUGCUCAUUCUGAUUCCAGCAGAUCUUUCAUAUUAGAAGUGGAUGCCUCUGAAACCAGGGCUGGUGCUAUACUGUCCCAGAGAGAAAGUCAUGACAAAACCCUGCACCCAUGUGGCUUCUUUCCUAAAAAGCUAUCCCCAGCGGAAGGAAAUUAUGACAUAUGUAACAGAGCUAUUGGCUAUCAUAUUGGCACUUGAAGAGGGGAGACAUCUAGUGGAAGGAUCCAAAGACAAAUCAUCAUAACCGAUCAUAAAAAAACUGGAAUAUACAGGGGAGGCUAGACAGGCUAGAUGCUCUUGGUUUCUUUCUCGUUUAAAUUCUAUCGUCACUUAUAGGCCUGGUACUAGGAACCUAACGGCUGAUGCAUUAUCUAGACAGUAUGACAGAGAGAAGGAACAGGAGCAAGAGAACACUCCUAUUAUUCCUCCUGAAUGUAUUUUGGCUUCAACUGUCCUUUCUUUGUCCACACCUCUUCUUGGUGUCAUAAUCGCGGCUCAACCUCAGACGCCUAGCAAUAAACCUUCAGGUCUUCUGUUUGUUUCUGAAACUGAAAGAAGAUAGAUUCUUGCUAUGUUUCAUAAUAACGUUAUAGCUGGGCAUCCAGGUACAUGCAAAACCAUUUCAGCGGUAACCAGAAAGUUCUGGUGGCCCUCUCUUCAGUUUGAUGUGAUCAUCUAUGUCAAUACUUGCCAGAUUUGUGCUGUCUCUAAGUUUCCACACAAAUUGAAAUGUGGGUUGUUACAACUGCUGCCUGUGCCUCUCAUUCCAUGGUCUCAUACAGCCAUUGAGUUGCCUGUCUCAAAGGGGUAUAACACUGUACUCAUGGUCAUAGAUCGAUUUCUCUAAAAUGGCCCAUUUUGUCCCGCUGAAAAGAUUACCUUCAUCAUAAGACCUUGCUCAGAUUUUUAUUAAGGAAAUUGAGAGGUUACAUGGGAUUCCUCAAAACAUUGUUUCUGACAGAGGUUCUCUGUUCAUUUCUCAAUUCUGGAAAUCUUUUUGUAAGGAAUUGUGUAUUGACCUGUCGUUUUCUUCAUCUUAUCAUCCCCAAACUAAUGGGGCUGCUGAAAGGGCAAAUCAGUCUCUGAAAGUAUUUCUACUUUGAUUGUUAACGUUUCCCAGGAUAAUUGUGUUGUGUAAUUCUUCUCUCACCACCAAUACUUCAAUUGGUGUCCUUUUGAGAGAAAUCCACUCUGUGUUGUGUAUUAAUAGUGACUGUAAUAUCCCUGUGUCACCUCUUCCAAGAACUAACAUAUAUAUCUUUAUCCCCUUGUCCAGAUAAAUAUACAGGGAGUGCAGAAUUAUUAGGCAAAUGAGUAUUUUGACCACAUCAUCCUCUUUAUGCAUGUUGUCUUACUCCAAGCUGUAUAGGCUCGAAAGCCUACUACAAAUUAAGCAUAUUAGGUGAUGUGCAUCUCUGUAAUGAGAAGGGGUGUGGUCUAAUGACAUCAACACCCUAUAUCAGGUGUGUAUAAUUAUUAGGCAACUUCCUUUCCUUUGGCAAAAUGGGUCAAAAGAAGGACUUGACAGGCUCAGAAAAGUCAAAAAUAGUGAGAUAUCUUGCAGAGGGAUGCAACACUCUUAAAAUUGCAAAGCUUCUGAAGCGUGAUCAUCGAACAAUCAAGCGUUUCAUUCAAAAUAGUCAACAGGGUCGCAAGAAGCUUGUGGAAAAACCAAGGCGCAAAAUAACUGCCCAUGAACUGAGAAAAGUCAAGCGUGCAGCUGCCACGAUGCCACUUGCCACCAGUUUGGCCAUAUUUCAGAGCUGCAACAUCACUGGAGUGCCCAAAAGCACAAGGUGUGCAAUACUCAGAGACAUGGCCAAGGUAAGAAAGGCUGAAAGACGACCACCACUGAACAAGACACACAAGCUGAAACGUCAAGACUGGGCCAAGAAAUAUCUCAAGACUGAUUUUUCUAAGGUUUUAUGGACUGAUGAAAUGAGAGUGAGUCUUGAUGGGCCAGAUGGAUGGGCCCGUGGCUGGAUUGGUAAAGGGCAGAGAGCUCCAGUCCGACUCAGACGCCAGCAAGGUGGAGGUGGAGUACUGGUUUGGGCUGGUAUCAUCAAAGAUGAGCUUGUGGGGCCUUUUCGGGUUGAGGAUGGAGUCAAGCCCAACUCCCAGUCCUACUGCCAGUUCCUGGAAGACACCUUCUUCAAGCAGUGGUACAGGAAGAAGUCUGCAUCCUUCAAGAAAAACAUGAUUUUCAUGCAGGACAAUGCUCCAUCACACGCGUCCAAGUACUCCACAGCGUGGCUGGCAAGAAAGGGUAUAAAAGAAGAAAAUCUAAUGACAUGGCCUCCUUGUUCACCUGAUCUGAACCCCAGUGAGAACCUGUGGUCCAUCAUCAAAUGUGAGAUUUACAAGGAGGGAAAACAGUACACCUCUCUGAACAGUGUCUGGGAGGCUGUGGUUGCUGCUGCACGCAAUGUUGAUGGUGAACAGAUCAAAACACUGACAGAAUCCAUGGAUGGCAGGCUUUUUGAGUGUCCUUGCAAAGAAAGGUGGCUAUAUUGGUCACUGAUUUGUUUUUGUUUUGAAUGUCAGAAAUGUAUAUUUGUGAAUGUUGAGAUGUUAUAUUGGUUUCACUGGUAAUAAUAAAUAAUUGAAAUGGGUAUAUAUUUGUUUUUUGUUAAGUUACCUAAUAAUUAUGCACAGUAAUAGUCACCUGCACACACAGAUAUCCCCCUAACAUAGCUAAAACUAAAAACAAACUAAAACUACUUCCAAAAAUAUUCAGCUUUGAUAUUAAUGAGUUUUUUGGGUUCAUUGAGAACAUGGUUGUUGUUCAAUAAUAAAAUUAAUCCUCAAAAAUACAACUUGCCUAAUAAUUCUGCACUCCCUGUAUGACUAGCACUAAUAAGGUAUUCUACCCGAUAUUACAAAUAAACAGCCAACACCAUAGUUCUUACCAGAGAGAAAUCUUUACUUAGAAUCUGCCCAGUUAAAUAUUACAGAAGGUUAGUUAUAGUAUUAGUUACAAUACAUUAAUAAAACUCAUACACUCUAUCUAAUAAUAUCUGCUACAUUGUGUAUGUGUAUAAUGUGAGAUGUUAUGUGCAGUGUGUGUCUUACCAACCUAGUCUAACGUGAUGCCAGUAUCUUCUAUUUUUAAAGGAAUUGGUUCCCAUGUUGUAAAUAGCAAAUUCCUCAGCUCAAUUGAUAUGUAAAUGUGAUUUACUUUCCCAAGGCCCAACUUGUUGUCUAUCCUGUUAUUUUAUUUAUGUGUGAACUCUCCCAGCCAUCCCCUUGCCUCUAACCCAAGGUGUGUUUUCAUAGAUAGAUCCGUGGAUCUGUAAAUGUGAUUGGUGCCUUUGAGGUGCUGUAUCUUUCCAACUAUCUAAACAGAAACUCCAUUUGAAGAUAAUUCCUGAUCUCCCAUACACACAGACUUAAUCAAGCACAUAUUAAACAGAUAUAUAAUCAUAAUAUUUUCCCCAACAAAUUGGGUUGACCUCUUGCCCUGGGCGGAAUUUGCCCAGAAAAACAACACUACGCGUGACUCUUCCAAACUUAGUCCUUUUAUGUUGUAUAUGGUCUCCACCCUACUGUAUUACCUUCUGUGUUCUGACACCGAUAUCCCCACUCAGGAUGAGCAUCUGACCUCUAUGAGGUAAACAUGGGAUCUGGUUCAUUCUUCCCUUUUUUUUUUUUUUUUUGACUUAGUGCUGCACCUUCUUAUCAAGUAGGGGACAAGGUUUGGCUGUCCACUAAACACAUUAGACUCUGGGUACCCUCUAUGAAGUUCGCUCCUAGAUACAUUGGUCCUUUUCCGUAUGAUCAAUCCGGUGUCUUAUAUCCUUGACCUCCCUGCCAUCCUUCGAAAACCCCAUACUUUUCAUGUUUCUUUAUUAAAAUCACUUAUCUGCAAUAGAUACACUACUCCUUCCGCACCUCCCUUGGUGGUUGCAAGACAGGAAGAGUGCGAAGUCCGUUCUGUUUUGGACUCCAGGUUCUUGCAUGGUUCUUUGCAGUAUCUGGUGAAUUGGAAGGGUUAUGGUCCUGAGGAACGCUCAUGGGUUCCUGCUGUUGGCAUUCAUGCUGGACGCCUUCUUUGUUCUUUCCAUGCCCAGUACCCUGAUAAGCAUGGUCCUGCCGGCCUGUCUAUGUGUAUAUUUAUGAAAUUAUUUAUGUACAUGGACGUGUGUGUGUGUAUGUAUGUAUGUAUGUAUGUAUAUGUGUGUGUAUGUAUAUAUGUGUGUGUGUGUGUAUAUAUAUAUAUUCAAAAUACAGUUAGAAUAAAAUUAUAUAUUUAAAAAAAAAUUAUAUUAAUGUGUGUGUGUGUGUGUGUGUGUGUAUAGUAAUAAAAAAUACUUUUUGUAUAUAUCUUGUGCAUAAUGUCAUACUUAUUAUAUAUAGAUAUAUAUGUAUAUAUCGCAUAAUAUUUUGUGGGGCGGGGGGAUGGGUGUAUUGGUUAUAUUUAUUUUGUAAUUUAAAAAAGCCACUUGAGCCACUCUGCACACAGGCAGAGCAUCGGAAGCCAUCAGUUAAAAAAAAUUGUUAAUUUUUUUUUUUUUUUCUAAAUUACAAAAUAUAACUAGGGGAGGUAUUGCAGUAUACCUCGACAUCGAGGCAUCACUGCAAUACCGUUAGAGUGGAUGGAAGCAGCGCUCAAAUAUGCCGCUGACGUACCAGGUACGUCAUAGGUCAUAAACAACCAUUAUUUUUUUUUUUUUUAUUUUUUUUUUUUUGUCAGACGCACCUGGUACGUCUGCAGUCACUAAGGGUUUAAAAUAGGUUUGGGUUUUUUGGGGGGUUUUUUUUGUCUACCCCAUGUGCUUUUUUGAGUUUAUUUUAAGACCCCAUAUUGUGAUCACGAUUUCCCAUGUGCUUUCCUACUUUAAUGUUGAUCAGAAGGUCAACAUUGUUUGUUCUAACCAGAUCCAGACAAGCGUCGUUUUUAGUUGGUGCUUGUACCAUUUGUGACAUUUAACAGGUUCAAAAACCUGAUUCCCUUUGCUGAACUAGUUCCACUAUCCCAAUUUAUGUUGGGGUAAAUUAAGGUCACCAAUAAUUAACAUGUUGCCCAAUUUGAUAUAACAAAUUCUUCAUCAAUAUUAACAUUAGGUGGUUUAUAACCCAUCCCAACCGAUAAAGGGCUUCCAUUGUUUUGCCCCAAGCAGAUAUCUACCCAUAAAGCUUCCACACUUUCUUUAUAACAUUCCACUUGGUUAAGAUUUGGCUUUAACCUAUGGUUGACAUACAAACAUAACCCCCACUUUUCCUUGGUUUUUCUAUCCUCCCUCUGCUUUCUUUUGUGAUUUACUUGGGCCCUAAAUAUAAAACUACAGGAAACUAUUCAACAUUAGAAAUAUGUAUUUUUCCUUAAUAUUAAUUUUCCUCUUCAAGUGGUGGGUUUUUUGUUUUGUUGUUUGUGUCUGCAUGCUCUGGCAGAAUAUAGGUGCUUCGUUUGCUUGCAUUCCAAAGCACUGUACUCUGUGCUCACGAGCAGUGCUUUCAUGGUUCUGACAGUCCAGUUCGAAACCCCUUGUCCCAUUCUCUACAGCUUGCUGCUUUAAAUUAAGUUUGUUUAGAGCGUGGUUUUCUCAAAGACUUUGCUAUCUAUGAAUAAAAAAAAACUGUUUAAGGUUAAUUUAGAUAUGUUUUAAUUAAACUUUUCGGCGCUCUGCCUUCCAUCCCUCCUGAGGAAUGCAGAGCGUUGAAAUGUCAGGGUUUUGUGAGUCUUCAGUUCUUGGUUCGUAUAACCUUCGUGGCCUUACCUUUUUACCUGAUAAGGUGAGCACUUCAGUGUCUGGGCAAUAUUUCAUGGUGUUCAUAUUUAUUUUCCCUUCCAUUGCUCCCACUGUUUGUAAGCCUUAAUUACUCAUACUACCACAUUCUGGUGGGUAACUUAAUUAUAGGUCACUGUUAAGCAAAGCAGAAUUUGUUCUUUUCUUGGAAUGUGAAGUGAGGGAACAAUGACGCGGUGUAAAUGGCAGGAGAUCCUCUUUUCUGGUGCAUCAUGAUGUAUUGAUGUGCGCCUCUGUCAUGCUAAAAUAACUUUUUUAUAUCUGUACAUUCCUGUAGAAAAUCAUGUUUUCAUGAACCCAAUUGUCUGUGUACUGUUCAUCGCUCUACUACCUAUAUGGAUUGUGAUAGCAAGGAGGAACCCAGCAACACGAGAGGUGCUUGCCACUGGGUGGGAGCCAGUCAUCAUUGCCAUGGCUAUUAGCAGGUCUGUAUCUUCAAGAAAAUUGUACAUUACAGCAAAUACACACGUUCCUUGGCUGCUAUUUACAGCUCUAAAUCGUGUGGUAGACCUAAACCAUGAUCAAGCCGAUCAAUGGCAUGCCAGCCCAAAGUCUAGCACUGGGUUUUCCAAACUCUGUCCCUUCACAUGUUUGUCCCUUCACAUGUUGCAGAGCUACAUCUCCCAUGAUUCUCUGGCUAUCUAUUUCAUACAAAGAAUCAUGGGUAUUGUAGAUCAGCAAUGUCUGGAGGGACAGAGUUUGAAGAACCGUUGUUCUACUCAAUAACGGUGCUAGUGCUUUUUCUCUAUAAACUCCAAUCUUCUUCUGUAAAUUUAAAUCUGAAGGGCAAACUUAAGCAAGCUGUAACUAUAGCUUAGAUGGAGAAUUGUUACUUCGGUUAUGCCAAAAAUUCAGAGAUUGGUGAAUAACCCUGUUGGAGGCAUAGGCAAAAAGGAAUACAUUUUUUAUGCAGAAAAUAGUACUAUUUUAAAGUUCUAAGUGCUGACCUCGUCCGGUAAUUUAGCUGUAUAAGAGACAGUGGUCUCUUAGCCACUUGUUUCGUUUUGAUCACCCUGCUCUUGUAACACAUGUCAAACUCGCGAUUAACAAAGGGGGUGGGUAGUGAUGGGUGGGUGGCAUUUUAAGGUAAUUUGUUAAAUAGUGAAAUGUGUGCCAGUUGUCUAAACAUUUAUACCUCCCACUUCUUCUUCCUUUUUUUUUUUUUUAGUGUAGGAGGAUUGAUUUUGGAUAAAACUGUAUCGAACCCGAACUUUGCAGGGAUGGCUGUCUUCACACCUGUUAUCAAUGGUAAGUAUGUUCAUAUGUUCCCCUCCAUGCCUUGUGAUCUUCAGAUGUAGAAUAAAUGUGUGUUUAAACCUGCUGCACUUAUCAGACGGUCACAUCUUUCCUAAUUUCUAUACACCCUUUUAUCACUUCCAUUUGUAUCCCAUCUUUGUCUGCUAAGGAGAUAUGAAAUAUAAUUGUUUGCAUAAUAUCCAUUGUGGAUUACAUUAAAGUAUUUUACUAUUUGCAGCACAGUACAGCUAUAUAUGCUCCAAGUCAGCAGUUUUUAACCCCUUAAGGACCAAACUUCUGGAAUAAAUGGGAAUCAUGACAUGUCACGCAUGUCAUGUGUCCUUAAGGAGUUAAACUAGUACUCAAACCAUAAAGAUUUAAGAACUAUUGUCUUUAAAACCUGUUACUUGGAGGUCUUAAUAAAAGCUGUCCCAUUUUAAUCCAUCGUGAUGUGUUCUAGACCUAUAACUGGAAAUAAUAAAAUAGUUUCAAACAGCUUGAUAAAGAGAUAUUUCUUUGGCGAACUGUCUGCUGCUGUACGUAUGUAAAGGUGUGCUGAAGCAUUUGUUAGUAAAGCUAUCUAAAGUUGCAGGUUUGAUUUCUUGCAGCAUCUGUUUCAUCCUUUAUUUUAUCAAGGUCAAUAAAAUAAUCACUGUUAAGUUGACAGAUAACAUCUGUACCCCAUAGUUUGAAACUUCUUUGUUAAAUAGUUUUUAAAAUGCUUUGUUCUUUUGCAGUGGUGGUGCGCUAAUUAGGUGAGUUAGACAGCCAACCAUUGUGACUUUGCAGUUGCCUAACUGGAGAGUUCAGGGGGUGGCCUCCAUGGAUCUGGUGGAUGCAGACCCAGUGCAUAGCUCCCUGGAGUGUACCAGAUCAAAGCUGCAGGUUACCACAGCAAUGAUCUGUGCAAUGUUCCACUAAGAAUCCUAGUCUGCACCCACCUGGAGGUGCGGACCGGACAGUGACCCCAGUGAGCACAAGGCUUUAGGCCGCAAACUAACUUGCCACUGAUGCCCUUGACCUCCACCCCCCACCGCACCAAAAACUGCCUCAUACCCACACACUCAAUUCUGCAAUGAUCCACACACACAAUUCCGCAGUGUGCUUCCAUCCAUGCAUGCACAACCUCUACAAGCCUGUUUGACCGCAAGCAAGCUUCUCUAAAAUAUGCGAAACCACAAGUAAGCUCCCACUUCUCCAUGGCAUAAGCAGUGUCCAUACAUACUUGUAACAUCACAAGCAAUCUACUCCUACUACACCGUCUCCGACCACACAGCCUCCAGACGCAACAGGCAACCUCCACACACAACUUUCCCAGCCCUAUCUCUCAAAUGUCCUCUGGACCCACACAAAAAAUAUAUACCCACCCACCCCCCCAGUCUGCACAAUGGCGCUCCAGAGAAACAGUUGCGUUUGCACACAGAUGCUCCACAGAAACUCUGUUCACACACUGAAGCUUUAGACACUACGCCACUACUCAUGUUCUCUAAUUGAAGCUAUGCCUAAGGCCUCAAAGUUUACAAACACCUCUGUUUUGUGUUUAAAUAUUUAUUUUUAAUUUAAAUUUCAGGGUAUAUAUACAUGUUCUCUGGUUUAUACUUUUAUUGGAAUAUGAGUGUGUUUUUUUUAAUUUAUUUAUUUUUGUUUCUACUUUUUAAAUCGUAUAAAGGAGUCGGAGGGAACCUUGUUGCAGUUCAAGCAAGUCGCAUAUCCACCUACCUCCAUAUGUUGGGGACACCAGGAGAAGACCCAGGGCUUGGCAUACGCAAGUGCCCCAAUCCAUGCUGGACAUUCUUCAGUUCUGGUAAUUCAUUUAAUUUUCUCACCUUACUUUCUGCGUUUUUACAUUGCACAUUGUGGAGAGCAAAUGCCAUGUAUAAAGAGUGGAAGAUUGCAAAGAAAAGCUAGUUCCUUUCACUACGAGGCUUUGUGCUACAAACAUAUGGCUCAAUACAAACUGCUGUUUGACGUGUUUUUAGAAUGAUUCUUGAGGAAGAGCAUCUUCAUAAUUCUAUAGUGCAAGAACAAUGCAUACAUGGAAAUAAUUUGAGGAUAGCACCAUGAAAUGUUACACCUUUUAUUUCCACCUUUUCUAUAAGGCAACAUAACAGGCUAUAAAAGUUACAUGUAAUGUUACAUGAAGGGUGGGGAAUCACACAGCACACUUGACACCAAGUAAAGAGAGUAUGCAGGUAAGUAAGUGGAAUCAUCCAUGGCAGAUCACAUCGAACUAUCCCAGCUUUGUAGUCAUUGCAAGAGGACCAGACCUGCUCAUACCUAGGCAAUGAAUUUUGUACCAAGGCAGUGGUGAGCCUGUCGCGAAAACAUGUAUCAUGUAAUUUUAGUGGUAACCUACAGUAGGAAAGGGGGUAGCUGUCUGCAACCAUUUGGAAGCCAAGGUCCUAUAGGGAAACCAACGUGAUCUUCUUAUAGAGCUUCUGUAGAUGAGUGAGGAACCCAUCCAAAGGCCUAGAUGGCAAAAAUGACCAGUGAUCUAGCUGAAAGUGUCUAUGAAAUACAUUGGUGUGGAGGGUCUACAUAGAACGACAAAAUUAAACCACCUUAUGACAGGACCAGCACAUGUGUAGAUGUGUGCCGUUUGUACCACAUAAGCUUAAACAUGGAUCCGUGGUUUACUUCUCCAUACAAAAUAGCUUAAAAGUAGUGUGUGCCAGCGUAUUAAUGUUUUUGUACAUUUUUCCUGAUGGUUGACACAGAUGGAUACCUUUUUGUUACAUCAAGUAUCUAUCAAACCCCCUCCUCCAGGGCCCUCCCUAGGUCCUGUUCCCAUUGCUAACAGUAAUUUUGUCCCCAUACCCAAGAGUGUGAGCAGGCGGCAAAGUAGUGUUGAGUUCUUUUACAAAUGACCCUUGGUCACAUAGGCUCUGAAAGCUUAUCUCCCUUCUGGAAGUCCAUCUGACCGAUGAGAGCCCUGGAAAAAAUCCUCCAUUUUAAUUAAGUGAUCAUUGACAGUCAGGGGGACCACCUUCUUGAGAUCAUGAAAAGUAAUAAUCAAGUGACCCCCUAUAGGGAUCUUGAGGAUGUCCGUAUCAAACAAGUUUAACAAAUCUAAAGUCCAGUGGUGUCAUACCUGAAGGAAGGUCCUUGUUCCUGAGAAAUGUCUAAUCUCUCCAAUAUUCAUUUUCCUCUAUCUGACCACCAUCUGCUGACUUUUGACAUUGGCAUACCGAGGACCCAAUUGACACCACUGUCUGAACAUCACUCUCCCAGAAACCUCCAAUGUCUUGACCUAUAGCAUUUCUCCACUAAUCUCCAAACUCUCCUUUUACCGAUCUCAAACCUCACCUGUCCUAGUUCUGCAACCUCCUUCUACAAAUCCACCCUCUCAACUAGACAUCAUGGCACCUUGUACAUUUAAACGCCGCAGGCGCCCCCAACAACAACCCUGGCACACCAAGCUCACUCUAUACCUCCAAAAAUGCUCCAGAACUGCUGAACGCUGUUGGAGAAAAUCUCACUGUACAUCUGACUUUCUCCACUAUAAAUGUAUGCUGAGCUCAUACAGCUUGGCUCUUUCCUCUGCCAACGUUAAUUACUUCAAUACCCUCAUAACCACACUCUCCCGCAAACCCAAACGACUAUUUAUCACAUUUAAUUCUCUUCUUUGCCUUGCUGCUCCUCCUCCACCUACUAACUUGACAGCCUCAGACUUUGCAACUCACUUCACUACAAUCCGAGAAGAGAUCUCUCAUCUUUCUUCUUCCCCUAACGUCACUCCCUCUGCUGUUCUAUGUUCAUUCGCACCCGCUACAGUGGAAGAGGUUUCUGCUCUGCUUCAGUCCUCCCGCCCCACCACCUGCUCCCUAGAUCCAAUUCCCUCGCAUCUCAUCCGGACUAUGUCUUCUUCUUUCUCCACUUCUCACUCUCUCUCCUCUGGUAUAUUUCCAUUGCCCUUGAAACAUGCAACUGUAACCCCAAUUCUAAAGAAGCCUAAUCUUGACCCUAACUCCCCAUCCAACUAUCAUCCUAUCUCGCUACUGCCUUUUGCAUCCAAGAUCCUUGAAAAAAUUCUGUAUGCAAGAUUGACCGACUUCCUCGAGUCCAACUCUCUGCUAGACCCGCUUCAGUCUGGUCCGUGCCGUUUCCACAGUGUGCUUAGUGCGGAAACCAAAGUAUCCAAUGAUCUACUCGCUGCAAAAUAUCGUGGUCACUACUCUAUCUGAAUUCUCCUUGACCUGUCUGCGGCUUUUGACAGUUAAUCAUCAACAGCUUCUUCUCAUCAUCCGCAAUAUCGGUCUACAAGAUAUUGCUCUCUCCUGGUGCUCCUCCUACCUCUCCCAGCGCUCUUUCAGUGUUUCUUUCUCUGGCUCUGCUUCUUCUCCCCAACUCCUCUCUUUUGGUGUCCCAGGUUCAGUCCUUGGUCCCCUACUGUUCUCCAUCUAUACUCUCUCUCCCUUGGUAAACUCAUUAGCUCCUUUGGCUUCCAAUAUCAUUUCUAUGCAGAUAACACGCAAAUCUACCUGUCCUCUCCUGAUUUCUCCCCGUCCCUCUUGACUAGUGUCUCUGACUGCCUCUCUGCUAUUUCUAACUGGAUGGCUGCCUACUUCCUUAAACUAAACUUGACCAAAACUGAAAUUCUGGUCUUUCCUCUCUUUAAGUGUUGUUACUCCUGUGUCUGUCUCCCUCCAAGUCAACGGUGCUACCAUCAGCUCCACCACGCAGGCUCACUGCCUAGGUGUUCUCUUUGACUCCGACCUCUCCUUCAAGCCUCCUGUUCAGUCUAUUGUGAAAUCCUGUUAUUUCCAUCUCAAAAACAUUGCGCGCAUCCGCCCCUACUUAAUGCCAGAUGCGACUAAGGUGUUGGCCCAUUCCACUGUCCUUUCUCGCCUUGACUACUGUAAUCAGCUUCUCAGUGGUCUUACGUGCUCCCAACUAGCGCCGUUACAGUCCAUAAUGAAUGCGGAAGCGAGGCUCAUCUUCCUGUCCGCCCGCACCUCCCAUGCCUCACCCUUCUGUCAGUCCCUACAUUGGCUUCCUAUAAAAUAUAGAGCUUAAUUUAAAAUUCUGGUUCUUGCAUUCAAAUCGCUACAUAAUGCUUCUUCCACCUACCUAUCCUCCCUUAUACACAAGUAUGUCCCGUCUAGGCCCUUACGAUCUGCUGAAGACUUACGUCUAUCUUCUGUCCGUACUCCCACCACUGAUGCUCGCCUUCAAUAUUUCUUGAGGGCUGCACCGUUCCGUGGAACUCGCUUCCCUCCUCUGUUAGAAGCUCACCCAGUCUCCACUCCUUCCAAAAAUCGUUAAAAGCAUAUCAAUUAAACUGUUAAUAGCUCCUGACUGAUUCCUCUUCUGCAACUGUCACUAGUCUAAUACUAUCCUUACCUUUUUGUGUCAUUUUACCCCACUCCCUCUAGCAUGUAAGCUCAUUCGAGCAGGACCCUCAACCCCUCUGUUCCUGUGUGUCCAACUUGUCUGGUUACAACUACAUGUCUGUUCGUCCACCCAUUGUAAAGCGCUGUGGAAUUUGAUGGCUCUAUAUAAAUAAUAAUUAAUAAUGUCAUUGGAGACUGAGGGGAAGUCUGGGUAAACUCACAUGAGGUCUGUAAACAAUCCCUCCUGCUGUAUGUGGAAAUAUGACAAUGAUCUGACUACUUCUCAUUUCCUCCAGAUAAGGCAUCAACUGCACUCUUAAGGGUAUCUAGACCCGUUUUGGGGGAGAGGGCAGGGAUGAGGCUGAAAAUGGACCAAGAAGCAAGGUAGUAUGGGUAGAUUCUCUAUGAAGGCCCCAAUAAUCCAGCAGGCCAAAAAGAAAAGGCCAUUCAACCCUAUCACAAAUUUUCUCCGCAAAACUGCCCACCUUUUUAUAACCGCCACAGUAGCAGACUUUCAAACAUUCAAAAAGCAACAUAAUUCUUAUUUCCUGUGUACAGUCUUUCAUACAUCCCUGUUACAUUAUACUACUGGAUCAUUGUAUAAAAUCCAUUGCAAUUUUCAAGAAGUAUAGAAAUCUAAAAAUUCAGUGUAGCCACCAUCUGCAAGAAACUAGCCAAAAUAUUCUCUCUCCUUCAAAAGGAUUAUAGAUGUGUCAAAUGGUGUUCGUUAGGAGCAUGGUCUGCGGACCAAAAAGUCUACUGUCAGCAAAUUCCCAUACUAGACUGGGAGGCCUUAGGAACAUGGAGUUACCAAAGGGGGAAAUCUAAAGGUGUGUUUUAUAUAUUUUUAAUUUAAAAAAAAAGUGUUUUAUUUUUAUUUUUUAUUUUAUUUUUAAAUAAAUGGACAUACAUGCUUUAUAAGAAAAAGAGAAAAAAAUCUUAUUUUAACAUGUAUGUUAAAUGGGGGUUUAUAGUUAAACCUCCAUGGCGAUCUAUGUAACAUCUCUAGACUAUGUUUUGUUGAGCAGCUUAUAGAUUCAUUUAUCAUUUUCUUUUCCUUUUCCCUCAAUUCAGAUGUGAAUUCACGAUCCACCCGUGUGCUUUUCUUGCUUGUGGUCCCUGGGCAUCUUGUUUUCCUGUACACAAUAAAUUCUAUGCAGGGUGGGCACACUACUAUGACUCUCAUCUUUAUAGUUUUCUAUAUGACAGCAGCUCUUCUUCAGGUACGUGUAUGUUGUUUUGUUUUUUUUUUUGUGGGAGGAAGGGGGGGGUUUGGGUUUUUUUUUUUUGUGUAUAUCUAGAACCUUUGUCUCGUCCUGCAAUUCAGCUUGUUUGACCUCUUAGAUACAAGUACUGAGCAUGAAAAUGAUCAGAGAGAAAAGCCAAAUCUUUAUUUUGUUCUUGGUUUAAUUUUUGGGGGCGGGGGGUUUAAGAACAAUUUUAAAAUGCAUAUUGUUUUAUAGUGAAGUAUACUCUUACAGAGGAAAUAAAAAAAGGACUCUAAGCAACACUCUGGACCCGUACAGCACUUUAGCUUGGUCAAAAGCUUCAUGUGUGAAGUGUGUCCUCUUUUCAUUUUGUAAAUAGUGCAGAUUUCAAUAGAAAUGUAAACUUUUUUUUUUUUUUAUAUAUAUAAAUUAUACUGGUUAUACCCCCUGGUUUAGUUAUCUUAAUAAGUCGCACUGAACUCAAGAGGCAGCAAUUGCCCAGAGCACCUGCCUUGCAAAAAAAAUUAAAAACCAAAAAAAAUUAUUGGGAAGUCUGAGAUUGAACAGUUACAUAGUCUGGGCAGGGUAAGAAGAGGAGGGCUUGCAAAGGUAGCAGACAAGAGAGCUGCAGUUUUUGUAAACUGUUAAAGGGUUAAUAAUUCUUUCAGAGUUAUAUCUUAAGGACCAAACUCCUGGAAUAAAAGGGAAUCAGGACAUGUCACACAUGUCAUGUGUCCUUAAAGGCAUAAGUGUCUUCAUUGGGGCAUAUCUACCAAACUCACAGAAAAAAAAAAAAAUAAUAAUAUAAAUAUAUAUAUAUAUAUAUAUAUAUAUAUAUAUAUAUAUAUAUAUAUAUAUAUAUAUAUAUAUAUAUAUAUAUAUAUAUAUAUAUAUAUAUAUACACCAUAUAAAAAAAUGUUUAUUUUUUUUUUCCAUUUUUAUUUGGGCAUUGGAGUGUUCCACCAUCACACAACACAUCAGAUAUUUUUAGGAUACUGAAAGGAUAUACUAUAGGUGUUUGGGCUGCUAAGUCAAAUCACAUUGAAUUAAUUCAAUUAAAUCAAAAGUAGAAUGAAAUUAUUUCUUAGCCGCAUAUUUUACAUGUACAACACAUUUUUACAGGGCUAUGGGUUUUUCUUUUCGUUUGGUUUUGGUUUUUUUUUUUGGUUUUUUUAUUUUUUUUACCUGCUUUGUUUCACUGUUUGAGACACUGUUACUCUGUGCACUGCAGGUCCUGGUUCUCUUGUACAUCGCUAACUGGAUGGUUCGUUGGAUGUGGGGCAGAGGGAUGGACCCUGACAACUUUUCAAUCCCUUAUCUCACUGCAUUGGGGGAUCUUUUAGGAACUGGAUUGUUGGCUCUAAGUUUCCAUGUGUUGUGGCUCAUUGGGGACCGAGAUACUGAUGUUGGCGAUUGAAUCUAGCCUUCUAUGGGAAUGUCUUUCUUAAUCUGGAUGCUGGAUUCCCUGGUUAAAGAAAUGGGGACCACUAAACCGCCUGGAGGACCUCAUACUUAAAGGACCAGUGCAAUUUCUCUGCUUGUCCAUUUCUGUAUGCAAAGGAUGCGUAUGCAAGCUGCUUUUAAAUUCAAAUUGAAUAGCAGCUCAGGCUUUGUAUUGCAGUACAAUCUGUUAAAGUCCUAUGCAUUGUAUAGAAGGACUGGUUUCCUAGAAUGUUCUGUCUUCCCAUUACAAAUGACUUAUUCUCUCCUCUGCAACGGGAAUGUGUAAUAGUCAACAUUAAAGUGCAGAUACCGAUGACAUCCUUAAUUACAUACAAUCUCUGCAGGAAUGUUGUGGGUUUUUUUGUUUUCCUUUAUUUUGCAUGUUUAGGGUAUUUGUCUAUUUGAAGCCUUUUUCUACAGAUGGCCAUAUUGUGCUUUAUGAUGAUGUUGUUGUACAAUUAGCCAUUGUCUGCCUUAAAUCCUUUACGCACCAUAUGGGUUUGCAACAUCGCCUAUCCUUUUUUGCACUUCAGAUAUUCUCUCACGGUUAUUUUUGAUCUAUACAACAUCUAAAUAAUUUACAAUUUUUUGGAGACCUGGUUCUUCUACCAUGACCACAUCAAAUGGCAUGCCUUUAUAUUUUAUCAGUCCCUGCCGAUUGCAUGGGUCUCUUUUUUAUUUUUUUAUUUUUUUUUGAUCAUUUGUACUAGUUUAAUGAAUUUAACACGCACACUCACUCACCCACCUUUGGUGAGAGGGCAAAUUUGAAAUGGUGUCUAGUCUUAUAUGGUACAAAGCUAAAUAUAUAUUGUUGACAAUAUGGGAAAUUUAACCCUAGGUCAGAAAUGGUGAUAAGUGGUUGACACUUCGACUACAAGUCUUGUUCUGCUUUUUCCUGCUCCAAAAAGUGGAGAAAAACCAUGGCAGAGUAAACGCUAUAAUAGAUGAAUAGAGGUAAACAACUGGCUAUAAUCACAAACCCUGGUCUGUGAAUAUGUGGAGGAGGUGUUCACCCAAUUUUUUUUUAGACUCUGCUUCAAGAGUCUAAAUUUUGGUUUUCUUAACAUCUGCUAAUUUUCUAGCAGGAUCCCUGUGAAUAGGUCCUUUAAAAAAAAUAUAUAUAUUUUUAUUUUUGGUUCACAUGUUACACUACAGUACUACAGUUUAGUGGGCUCCUUACAAGUUUAAAUCUUAAUUAUGUUGAGACUUACAAAAGUCAAGUCACACCACACACAAGAUGGGUUUUGUUUUUCUACCAGAUGACCUGACGUUUGUCUUGCAUAACCUUUCAUAUGCCCUUGCAUUAAAUGUGUUUAUUAAACUGGAAAACCAAGCAUUAACUUAUUGAAUUUGUAUUUUUUUGACUACCGCUAAAAAUACUCUAAAAAAAAAAAAAAAAAAAGUGGAAAUGUUGAGAACAAAAGUUGGACACUCUGCAUUCAACUCAAGGACAGCAGUGGACAUCUUCCACAAAUAAAUUGUGGAGCUUCUAAAUUAAAGAAAUUGUCUAAAUUAUAUUUGUCUAAAGAUAUUUAAUAAAGUUAUUUAAUUAAAUCUGGUGUGGAAAAUGUACUUGUGAAUGUGUGUCUUUAUGUAAUCCUUCCAAAUAUAUAUAUUUUUAAAACCUUCUGCAAGUUUGUUUGAUUGCUGUCCAAAUGGUCACUAUAUUACUGUUCGACCUAUACCAUACCAAUUGGUCUGCAGUAACACUGAAAUGUUCAACCAGAAGGGGGCACACUAUGAUGUAUGUUUGGUAGCAAUAGCAUUGACUGCAUCAUGUACAUUCUGUAUUCUGU